AGUAUAUCAAGUACCGUACAAGGUACGGUGCAGGUCUGCUCAGGUCAUGCUGACUCUAUGCCGAGCCCUCCUGCUGAGAGCCCCCUCCGCGGGUCAGCGCAGCUACAGCGCCACCUCUCUGAAAAACUUUAUAGUGCAGCACACGGAGGUAGUGAGCGAGCACCUGACACCGGAACUCCGUUUACAUCUGCUCACUCCCCGCUGCAAGCACUGGUAUCUGCCGUCCGACCUUUGGCCCUAUGAGGACCCUUACUGGGCCAUCUACUGGCCCGGGGGCCAAGCUCUGGCUAGGUAAGCUCCCAAGGACCGCAAGAACUGCGGGUUUACUAAAUUAUUUGUCCGAAACAGUGCCAUCUAGCGGCUUUAUAUGGAAUUCUGAGCCUUAGUUAAAGGAACUCUCUAACUGGGCUCCUAAGUUUUCUGCCUUAGUUACUUGGUAUUUUGAAAUCUUUAUACCCACAUCUGCAUAUUUAUGAAAAUAUUAAAGUGUUGCUCCAACCACCAUGACCACCUCAGUGAUUUUAAGUUGUUAUGGUGGUAGGAGUCAGUAAAAACCAAAGGAAAAAAAAGUUACCUGCGCUCUCUCCUUAAUCCCUAUGUAUAUUUAAACAAAUGGAGGUCAUUUAGUUACUCCAAUGGCCACUGGAGGGAAUGUCCGCCUGCCAACGUCAAGGCAGACCCCCCUAAGCGGGUCCUACUCUGACCCUUCACCUUGCUCUCUUGAGCUUCUGGCAAAGAUAUCUCUAAUGAGACAGAAAGUCGUAUUUUUUUAUAUACACCCCUAUAUACUUAUUAACCCUUAAUAGGGAACACAUAGGAUGGGUGGCACCAUUGUAACCUAGCUGUGUGAUACAAAAAGUAAAUACAAAAAGAAAAGUCCUGCGCUCACUCCCAUCACUCCUGGGCGGCAGCAACGACCACAGUACACAUCAGCUCCAAUACAUAUAGUAAGAACCAAAUAAAAAAAGUUACCUGCACUCUCUUCUUAAUCCCUACGUAUAUUUAAACAAAUGGAGGUAAUUUUUUUGCUUUGGUUUUUACUAUAUGUAUUGGAGCUGAUGUGUACUGUGGUCGUUGCUGCUGCCCAGGAGUGAUUGGAGUGAGCCCAGGACUUUUCUUUUUGUAGGAGUCCGUUAGUGCAAUGUCACUGCACAUAGUGAGAUCUUUGUAAUUGCGUUAUGGGGUCUGGUUGCACCCCCGCAGCGCAGAACUUACGGGCUGGCAAUGUCAAAAUCUGUCUGUCCGUGUGCAGUGCCCGCUGCCGACACAUGUGAAAGUCUUAUCCUUGCAGAGACAGCACCUGCAAGAGGAAGCUAGCUCUCCCCUCACUCCGCAUUCCCUCCAACUGUUCCACAUUGCUUGUGUGUAGCGUCUGUGACCCAUUCAGUUUUUUUUAUAUGCUAGUUUUAUGAGAGAGGACCAAAGAUGUCCCAUUUCAGCAGGCUGUAGUGAUUAUGGUUACACAAAAAUAAGUCCUGCUCUCAGAUUCCCACUACUCCUGGGCAGCAGCAGUGACCAUAGUACAUAUCAGCCCCAAUAUAUACACUAAAAAAACAAAAAAAUAGUUGUGCACUAUACCAAAUCCCUAUCCAUAUUUAAAUAACUGGAGGUUUUUAAUAUUACUCCAAUGGCCAUUAGAUUGUAAGCUCCCCUGCCACGUCAAGGCAAACCUCUUAGCUGGGUCCUACACUAACCAUUCACCUUGCUUCCUUCAGCUUUAGGUAAAAAAAAAUCUCUAAUGAGACAGAGGGGUAUUUUUCUAAUUUGCUACAUAUUUAUUAACCCUUAAUAGGAAACACAUGGGGUGGGCAGCAGCAUUAAACAUGACUGUGUGAUACAAAGGCAAAUACAAUAAUAUCCCAUUGGAAGUAAUUACAACAGGCUGUAGUGAUUAUGGUGCUUGGGGGGGAAAAACACACAGUACACAGUCACAAACAGUCUGUCCAGUGUUGGAGAGGGAAGUUUACAGUAUGUCUUUCCAGGUGAGGUUUUGUCUUGUAAUUUGUGAGAGAGAUCCUAAAUAUGUAUUUACUGGGAGGUCUGCAUGAGUGUAGAGGGUCACGCACCAUCGUGUUAGAGUAUUAUCCUCUAAGUCAGUAUUUGGUGGUGUGUGGAUACCAUAACAUUAAUAUGAUGGCUUUGUGAUACAUUCAAACACAAGGCAACAUUAAUGCUUCUCAUGAGCUGUACAUACAGUUUCUGAUCAACCUCUUAAGUUGUUUUGAGUUGAUAAUUCUGUUAAACUCUCUCUCAAGAUGGAGAAAACGACUGAGUUGGUAACUCUAAGAAGGAUUGCUGUAAACGGCAGUGUAGUCGUGCUUUAAGAUUUUACAUGUCUGCUUGUCUUGUUCUAUGUUUUAGAUAUAUCUUGGAUAACCCCGAUGUUGUACGAAUGCGCCGGGUUUUAGAUCUUGGAUGUGGCUGUGGAGCUGCUGGCAUCGCUGCUGAAAUGAGUGGAGCCUCUUAUGUUCUGGCCAAUGACAUUGACCCAGGUAUAAUUCCUGCAAGAUAAUUUCUUUCUUUCAGCAAACCUAUCUAUGAUGGUUAAAUAUUAAUGAAUUGUAGGUGAGGAACAUAAUAGGUAAAAUGGCAUUGAAUAUUGUGGAUUGUAUACUGUACAUGUAUGGAAAAACUUAAGCUUUGGGGUGGACUCAUUAUUAAUCACAGGUCACCAGAUGUGUGCCUGAUAUGCACAUUAGUACAACCCCUUUAGAGUAACGAGAGAUAUACGCCUUUCGGAAGCUAGUUUUCUUUUCAUUAAUUUUGCCUAUGCCUCUGUUUCCCUUUGUUAGGUUCAGGGCCUGUGUCCCAUUGCCAGCAUAGGGAGCGCUUAACAUAGGGGCGGGUGGAGCUCCAGUUGCAGGCCCAUCCUGCUGUAAUAGGCCCACACAACUGUCUAAGCUGGCUCCUCCCUCUCCAUCAGGGGAUAUCUUUGCAGUCUGCAGCCAGUCAGAGCGCUUGUAGAAAUAAGGCUGGUAAGGCAUGCUACAAGUUGAGUCAAGCUCAUCAUAAAAUAAAUUUGUGGAGUGUGAUAGACCACUCGGUCACCCAGGAAUGGUACUUGUCUCCCCAAACCAUCACCUCCUUAAAAAAAUAUUUUCACCUUAUUCACCCCUCCUGUUCAUGCCUCCCAGCUGUCCCAUGAGCAUCAUAGACCCACAGAAAGGCCACAGAGACAUGGUGGGCCCGACCGGGACUCAGGAACUCCUGAUCGAAUCACGGACUAGGUGUGGUCAUGAGCACUGUCUGUCCCAGAAUCACCUAGCAGAAUGCUUAUUGGAGAGGUGAGGCAUCCAACAGUACCCAGGACUUUGGGGAAAUCCAUGUACCUGCCAAAAGCAGGUGGUCGAGAUUUUUCACCCAGCUGCAGAUCGUUGGAGGUCAAAACUUUAGUUCUAGCUAACUCGGGCCAACCAUUUUUGAUCUAAGUGCUUUUUUGGGCAGAAUGGGCACUCAUAAGAGAGCUUUCCAGGAGCACCAUUUGUUUGUAGAUGUGGGCAAACGAACCCUAUGUUUAUUGUAAAAUUAACUGGCGCCGAAGUGUCUGGCUGAUAAUCAUUUUGCCUGCUCUUGUAUAAACAUCUAGGCGCCAGGUAUGUGGCAAUCUCUAUUGUCCUCCUGGGGAACUUCUGUUGAAGACCCAGGUAUAAAAGUGUUGUUUUCUCAAUAAAAACAGUUCUACUUCAACCUACACUAUGUUUUGGCUAGUGCUUGGGGUGAAUCUGAUGAACAGUUAUAAUCCUCUGUUAUAAUCUCUGGGCUAUAAUCAAUGAGGGAAAAGGAAUCCUUGGCUGCGAAACUCGGGUCUCCUGCACUUAGGCCGUCACACGUGUUUACUAACACAUAAAAAACUAGGGUUUCUGUGCCCACAUUAAUACAAUAGUGCCAUCCCCCAGAAGCCCUCUUCUUAGGCACACUCUGUCCAAAAACUGCUUGGAUCGGAGUUGUCUAGCCCAUGUUAGCUAAAAGGCACAGUUUUCAUGGGACAACGACAAACCUCUGAUCCGGCGCAGAGUUUCAUAGUGCUGGAUAGAAAUCCCAGUCACCUAAAAUGAUGUCGUUUUCAAUCGGUACAUGGACCUCCCUCAAGUCCUUGGUGUCCUUCAGUGCCUAGCCACCUCCUCUGUCACACCUCCAAAUAGCACUUUGAUAGGUGGGUCUGUGACCGAGAACAAACUUUACCGGACCGCGCCUACUCUGCAAUCUGAUCAGGAGUUCCUGAGCCACAGAAAAGGGGUGCUGGAAUGGGAGCCACAGGCUAUAGGGAUAAAUAGUAGUGAUUAUAGUCUUUUAUGAGGGAGGUGGCGGUUAGGAGACAUGUACCAGCCCUAGGUGAUCAGGUGGUCUGUCACAACAUUCAAGUUUAAAUGUCUUAAUCUUUGUGAAAUGGGGCAAAUCUUCAUGAUGAAGAUUUCUAAAAUUUUCCCAUGAAGACAUAUAUUAAUUAAAAGAGUAUUGUCGUUACAAAGAACAUAUAACCCAAUAUUGAGUAUGUGUACAAGAAAUGUGCAGCAUUUUGGCUUUUUUAUAUUUUUAUUCUUAAUUCCUAAUAAAGUAUAUAUUUAAAUUGUAUUUGUUAUAUGUAUACAUUUAAUUUAACACCAUAUCUUUCAUAGACAGUUAGUAGAUGGUACAAUAAAUAUCACAUUAUCACGAAAUAAUAGACUAUUAACGCUAUAUACUUAAAUUUGCCUCAGACAGAAUGAACACUGGAUGUACUGUCGAAUGAUCACCUAAACAUAUAGAAAUAAUGGAGGUAAAAUGUACAUUGUUUCGUAUACACCUCCAUUAAAUGUAUGACUGGCAAAAUUAAAAUAUCUGAAGCUGAUUUUAAUUGGUAUAGGUAUAAAGUAUUUCGUCCGUACAAAAGGGAAAAAGUUGCAAACGAGCUAAUUUUAACAUAAAGGUGAGUUCUACUUAGCAUCAAUAUGCAGUCAUAAAAGACACUGACUCAACAUUACCAAUAAGACCCAGCUGAUAAAUGCAAGAUAUAUAUACAAAUAUAUUCAUAAAUACAGAGCAUUGGUGCUUAACCCCUUAAUGACGGACCCGGUCCGCCAUGCGCUAAAAUUAACCCCAGAUCGCCGCAAUGGCGGCGAUAGCAGGGUUAAUGAUGUUGCUGGGUGCCCACGAGUCAGUGCCAAUCCAGCAAUAUCAAAUCGCGAUGUCCCAGCCCACAUGAUCGCUGUGACUGUUGGGUUUGUGAAGUGGAGAGGGACGGAUCGCUGUUACUUUGUGUCCCUGAAGAGAAUAAAUUGUCAGAAAAGGUUCCAAAUCCACAUUACCCUGUGCUUUAAAAAAAAAAUGAACCCUUUCCCUGCUGAUUGAUCACUGCCAGCAGUGAUCAAAAUACAGAUCACAGUACUUUACUGUGAUCUAGUUUUUUUUUUUUUUUUGUAAACCGAAGGGAUUACAUUUUAAUUUCUUAUCAAUUUUUGAUUUAGUUGGAGUUGGUGGAAUUUAGUGGGAAUUGAGUAAGCUAGUUAGGUGAAAAGUUAUAAAAAAUAAAAGUUUAAUUAUUUAGUUUAAAGUUUAUUAACGAAGUACACAAUGUUAGGAAGUAUAGCGCAGAAGAGCGCUGUUAGCGGCAUCAGACACUACCUCAGAGUAAUGCAGGGGACAGGGACUAUACUGCAUUCCCCUGAUGCUGAACAUAGCGCAGAUGACUGGGUACCCUACCCUAAUAAUUUUUCACCAGACAUCCCAGAGCUGACCUGUCUGGCUAUAUUAAUAAUAACAACGUAUUUAACCAGGAAAGGUACAUUCAGAUUUAUCUGGUUAUCUGGUUUUACUUUAGCCCAACAUCCAGGGAUUGUUACUAUUAGGGCUGAGUCAACCCUGCCAGGAUAUGAACCUGCAACCAAUCACCCCUCGAAAAACAGCUGCAUACAAUCCAGCUAAGUGGGCUAAUGCAUCAUCAGAAGAAUCUGUUCAACCCUUGGGUUGCAGGUUCUUCUGAUGAUGCAUUAUCCCACUGAGCUGGAUUGUAUGCAGCUGUUUUUCGAGGGGUGAUAGUCACCCAGACUAAUCUGUACGCUGAGCAGUAUCUGGCAGACAAUCUAGAGUCUUUCAUCGCCAGGAAAGCGAGAUGGUACCCCACCAGUGUGCCAGAAUUUAAACAUUUCUGGGCAUUGACAAUGCUAAUGGGGAUAAUUAAAAAGCCCACCAUUAGACUGUAUUGGUCUAGAAUCCCCAUUUGCAAUACCCCCAUUUUUUUCCCAGACAAUGAGUAGGGACGGAUAUGAAGACCUACUGCGAGUUAUGUACUUUAUUGACAAUACGAAGUGCCCCCCAAAGUUCAUCUGCAGUAUGAUCUUCUCUAUAAAAUAUGCCCUCUAAUUGCCCCCUUUAACCAAAAAUUUAUACCCCCAAAAAACAUAUUUCUAUUGACGAAUCCCUCAUGAAGUUUAAGGGAAAACUGGGGUUUAAACAGUACAACCCAUCCAAAAGAUCCCAGUAUGGGAUAACAUUUUAUAAAUUGUGUCAAAGUGUCAGUGGCUAUGUGUACACCUUCCGUGUAUACGAAGGAAGGGAUAGCCACCUUGAUCCCACAGGUUGGCCAGAUAUAGUAGGGACAAGUGGGAAAAUUGUCUGGGACAUAAUCAUGCCGUUACUAAACAAGGCAUAUCACUUUUAUAUUUUGAUGAUUUUUACAACAGUAUCCCACUUCUAAAAAUGCUGUACUGCUUUGAGAUCGUGGCCUGUGGCACUAUUCGGAAGAGUCGAACAGGUUUCACAAAGGCUGUAGCAGAAAAAAGCUCUCUGCCAGAAUGAACUGCUGGCACUUAAGUACCGCGCUAAAAAGGAGGUGUUCAUCCAAACCACCAUCCAUGGUGAACGCACUCGCAAGGUCGCAGUUUGUGGCAGAGGGGAAAUUAAACUGGUGCCAGUCUGCAUAAAACAUUACAAUCGGCAUAUGGGGGGAGUUGACCUGUUUUAAAAAGGCGAAUGCAGAGCUGAAAUGCACGUUCCUUUCAUUUCAGUUUCAGCUCAUUUCUGGGCUGCUUGAGUACCACAGAGGGGUACCAUUAGUGGAGCCUAGCAGAAGAAUGGAGGCAGGUCACUUCUGCUUCAGGAUUCCAUCAACCCCCAGAAAAGGUGCAAGAUGUGUUACAAGAUGGGCAUAAGAGCUGAGACCAGUUAUUACUGCUCUGAUUGCCCCUCUCAGCCUGGCCUAUGUAUUGGCCACUGUUUUAAAAUUUUCCACACCCAGGCAGAAUAAGUAGACCGGUUUUGGGGUGUGAUUUUAGUCUGUUUGGUUACCGCAUCCUGGCUUUGUCUCCCGUUUAUCCUGUCUUCUCUGGUCCUAUGCUUCUCCUAUCGUUCCUUUUCUCUUUACUCCUUUUACCUUGGCUUGUAACAUAACUGUUCUCUGUUUGUAUAGUCCGGCCAUUCUAAGGACCGGUAUUACAAGGUUCUCUUUCUGUGUUCUCUCUCUUUGAGGUCUGUCUAUGUUUGUCUGGUUUUGAAAUCUGUGACGCAAAUAACUGGGUACUACCCCAUCAUAAGUUUAUACCAAAUAUUCCCCUUUUCACAGCAAAUAGUAUGCACUUGUUCAUGAUUUGAAUUGAUGAGCUGCUUAUAUUUAAAAAUAGAUGUGGCCUUUUGAGAGGUAAUUUGCAAUCAUGAGCUGCUAAAAUGAGACUUGGGCCUAGCAUCCGCUUGUGAAAAAUAUGAAAUUGAUGUGUCUCAAAUGUGCCCUUUCAACUUCCACAUAUCCCUGAAAAAGGUACACGUGGGGGUAUUGUUGUACUAAGACGACAUAGCUGAGCAACAUAUUAGGUGUUCUACUGCCGUGGCACACAUAAGGAUUGCAAAAUAUAUACAGUAACCUCUCCAAGUGUGUGUCAAAAAGGCAGAAAAAAAUGUUAAUUGCUACUAGACUUGGUACAAACUAGCAAAAAAUGAUCCUAUGCUAAGGUUUAAAAUAUGUCUUUUGAAAUACCCCAGGGUGUGUACUUUAAGAAAUGGUAGGCCUUUGUGUUUUGGGGCUUUGAUCAUAGUUGCACAUAUUAAAUAUACAAAAUGCCCAGCAAAAAUGUAAUGUGUAUUAAAUAAAAAUGCCAAAAAUAUUUACAACAAAUUUUGACAUAUUGGUGAAAAAAUGGGGACAUGUUAAGGCACAAUAUGCACCAUAUGAGAUAUUCUGGAGUGUCUACUUUUACAAAUGGUAGGCCUUUGUGGGGUUUGUAACAGUCAAACUGCUAUAUACCCCAGAUUGAAACAUAGGCCCAUUAAAUCCAUGUCUCAAAAUUCUACUGUAAAUACUGAAAUGGAGAGGUCUCCUAUAUGGCACUGUAGCUUCACAAAAUAGUGCCAAAUGUCCUCAGCAGAUGUAGCUGAACACAAAAUAAGUUUUGUACAGGAAUAGCACACACCAAAUUUACGAAAUACAUAUGAAAAGAUCUUUGUUAUAAGUUUGUGUGUCAAAAAACAAAAUUUUAUCCAAUGUUUAGCAGAGAUUGUUGGGGAAAUGGCUAUGUAAAAAGUGUCAAAAUAACCUUAGGUAAAUAGCCUGUGAUGUCUACUUUAUGUAAAUAUAUACUUUUUGAGUGGCAAUUUAGUUUUCUUUUAUGGCUAUUAAACUUACAAGACAAACCUACCAAAUUCUAAAUCGCUCCACAUUAAAAGUUUAUUUUACUCCUUGUGUUUUGUGAGCUGUAACUACCUUAAAAUCCUAGACACAUUAUAUAUUCUGUAAAUCAGAACAACUAAAUUAAUUUAUUUUUAAUUUCUUUCCUUAACCUGAUUGUUAUGCACACAUUAUUAUUGCAAUGUGUUAUUCAUAUGUUCAGGGCUGGAUUAAGAGGACAUUGUGCCUGGUUCUGACAAUUAUAAUGGGCUUAAUUACAGAAUCUUAUCGACAAAAAACACUAAAACUGUCAUACCUCCUAAGCGUCAUGUAUCUGGUGGAGGUGGUGCUGAAGGGAAACACAGGAUAUAGCUAUAAGAAAACACAAACCCUAUGCUAAUCUCUCGCGUUCAUCUUUCAAGUAAAUCCAUACUCCCUAACAGCAGUAUACGGUGUAGCAGGAUGUCAGUGGAUGGAGUAAGACGGGGGGACCACUGACGUAAAUCACAUAACCAGAACCACCCAAAGGGGUAAAUAUGCCCAAAAAGGGACGUGUAUGCCAGAAGAAUUGGAAGGCCUGCCUGGCAUGAAUGCAUAUCAGGCUCCCUGCCAAUCAUGCUGGCUGGCCAACUAAGGGCAUACUAUGCAGACCCCACACUAGGCUUGGCAUAAAUCCGCCUAAUUAUGUGCUUCCUCCAUGCUUGCUAAGGACUGUCCCCUAGCACUCACUUGUCCACUCCUCUCCUAACCUUUUUGCUAACUGGCAACAGUGUAGUGAGUGUUGAAUGCCACAGUGUUAGAGAGACUGAAGCAGUAAGAUUGUUUGCAUAUUGUGCAAAGUCAGCUUCACCUUAACUAAUUUCAUUGUCAGCUAGUCCACACAAGUUAUUUUUCCUCUACAUCCCUCUUAAGUUUCCAUACUUAAGCAAGAGCAUGUGAAGAGUCACAAACAAAAUGUGUGUGUAGAAAGGCCUGAAUUUGUAGGAGGAGUUAUUUGCCGAUAUAAACCCUAGGCUCCUACUCACCUAUGCCGUUCACGCUGGUUGACCAUCCCCAUAGCAACCAGCACUUCCGUUUCGGAGAAUCCUCCCAAAACUUCUACUGCAACGUACACUGCUCCGACCACAGGCCCAAUUCUUCCAGCUUCCUGCUUUCGCACACGAGACACGGUACGCACAUGUAAGUAUCACGUAGGGAAUAACGUUCGGUUACUCCUACGUUCGGGCGUAAAAACGCGGGGAUAGGCUCCCUUCUUCACAUAUCUGUUCGUUUCCCGUUCACCUGUCCGUUCUGUCGGUUGCUUUUGGCAAAAUUCAUACGAAGCUCCCAAUACAGUUUCACGUAUCAAACUGUAUCUAUUCGUACAUACGAACGGUCGGUGCAUUUAGCAUAUUGUUACUUCACUCAUUUCUUCACUUAUUCACUCGUACGGUUUACAAACGUUUCUUCGUUAUAUGCUAGUUCACUUUGUCAUUCGUUUAAUUCAGCACUCCGUCUAAAAAAAAUCCAUUCGUUCACAAUUCGUAUGUAAACCAGUCUUUCACAUGUAUUCUCUUACAUUUUCUUAUUUCAAAUAGGGGAAUCAGUAACCUUUGCCUCUUCUGCUUCAUUAUAUUAAGAGUUUUGCUUUCACAAUGUCACUUGGGUUAUGUCACAACUGCAUUAAAACUUCUGGAGCACCUUAUCUAUAUCACCCUCCGCUUAUGGCGUCCCACAGUCUUAUUUUAUAAGCAUACUCCUAUCACGUUUGGUUCUCUAUACUCUAUCAGUUUUUAAUAUGCUAACAAACUUGGUCUAAAUAUCUGUCUCUAAGUCUCCCUUUUACAUCAAAACAUACACCACAUUCAGAGGGUUCGGUUGCCCGUUUCACCAUUCACACUAGAUUAAACCUCUUGUUAUUUUGUUUCUCUCAAAUACGUUACUUAGCUCUAUGUCUCGAUUUUAGGCUCUUCGAAUUACCACGUAUAAAAUACAGAUUGGAAACCUGGUUCCUGUCAUACAGUAUCAGGUGUAGUAAUCUUACUCGUUACUCGUAAGGCCUCAUUCAGCCUUCUCUCGUUACGUUCGAUCACACGUACCAUUAGGGGCUUGUCUCUAAGUAUGGACCAUUGUUCAGGUCUCUCACUAUGCACGUAUUCAUACGUUUAUCUUCACAAAGUAUAUGACUAUUCGUUGCACUGUCUGUCAUUUCCACUCUCAUAACCCUCAGCCUUACAAUUCACACGCUCAAAUCCCACUAGUAUCUAUCUUACCCAUAGGAUACUCUGGCCCGGACCAGUCCUACACCUAAGUUCUUGCUACUUUACCUACGAAGUAUUACUUAUCUCCCUACCAUGAAGUUAAACAUGCGGAUACUUACCUUUGGAUUUUUAAGUUACUCUGUCAGAGACAAGCCCCACCAGGGCUAGAGAACUGGCUCAUCUGGUCAGGUGCUGCCCCUAGUACCAAGUAACUGUAUCAGUCCCGCAAGGCCAACACCCACCUCACCACGGAGGUUCACCCAACAACCCAAUCAUAGUUAGCCGCCUCGCACUCCAUUCUUCAGGGCUACUGUCAGGGCCUCACAAGUCACGGCCACACGUUUUUGACUUUUCUACUGUCACUGAGAGGCCAACAUCCCGCCACAACGUCUAGUGGCCACAAGCCCCCAUGGCCCAAACCAUAGGUAGAGCCUCUCACCGCCACUUGGCAUUAGCAGGGCCUCACCUGUCACGUGUAGCUAAAUCCUUUGCCUCUUGGCACUAGUCAGCAAGCCAGUUCUACAAAGGUCUUGAUCGUGCCUCCCCUCUAUUCUACUAAUUGAUGCUCUUUUCACAGGAUGUCACAAUAAUUAAUCCCAGGUGAUUAAUCCCAGAAGUAUCCCUCACCCCCUCUAACCCAAGGUCCCUGAGAUCAUGGACCAUACCAAAACUGUCAGCAGAGCUACGGCAUAGAGGUAUCCCUUUCCCUGCUACAGUUAGGAAAGCAGAACUCUACAGCCUGCUCACAGCUCAGUCCAGUGAUUCCAGGCCCGGCACCAGCUCUCAAGGGCUGCACGCCUGCACCACAGACUAUGCAAGAAACCUUGUCGGCUAUUCAAACAAACCUACCAACUCUAAACCAAAGGCUGUAUAAAGUAGAAACAGCCAUCGCUACUCCAGGUGACCUACCAAGCCCUUUAGUUCCUCCUCUAGUACUGCCCCUCCACCCUCCACCACUACCCUAUACGUUUCCCCUGCCCACUCUGUCCCAUCCUCCAUUUAAAAAGACAUACUUGAUGGUAAAGAUGUCAAUCUAGUUUCCCUCCUUAUCGCCUUGCAGGACAUUCUGGAGAAUAGAGCCUAUAACUAUGGCGAUAUAACAGUAGUACUGAAAACCAGAGACCCACGUCUCAACAAAAAACUUUCUAUUCCUCAAUUUGUAAUAGCCUUUGGGAUUUAUAGAGAUGUCAUCUGCUCUGUGUACCCACAUAGGAGGGAAGAACUGGAUAUGGAUUUAGAUAUGCACAAGGUGCAUAUGGACUUAGGGAUCAAAUACGUAGGCUCCUCGUUUUAUGAGUACCACAAGUCAGUGUCGGCCAAGGUAGCAACACAUCUGGCCCAGUUUAACAUCCGGAUAGACUGGUGUCAGAUGGACACUGAAUUGUUCUGCCGACACUUCGCUGGCUUGAGGCCCCUGUCCUGUGCAGCAUGCAAUUACACUUCACAUUCCACUGAUCUGUGCCCCUGUGAAGCAGAUCCCUCCUCUUCCCACCACACCUUCAGCUCCAACACUAAGCAAGAAAGUGGUCAGAGGGAUAAGCUGGGCCGAUCAAUAGUGUUCCUAGAUAAGGCGCAAGUGUGCAACAAUUUUAAUGCUGGCGCCUGCAGUUACAGCACUUGCAGAUUGUUGCACAUUUGCUCUAUUUGCUUUAGAGCACACACCAAAACCAUGUGCCCAGCCAGGCUUUCCCCCCAAAAAUGACUAACAGAGGUUAACAUCAACGUUUUGGCAUAUCACCUACGUAUUUACCCCUCCAUUCACUUAGUGGAAUUUCUGGUGUCAGGGUUCUCCCAGGGCUUUCACACUGGUUUAAUUGCUAUCCCCGCAAGCACCUUUAGAAUUCCCUAACCUGUUGUCCGCCUCCAGCGAUCCUCAUACAGUGGACGAACUCUUCUUUAAUGAAACUCAGGCUGGUUUCAUGAUAGGUCCAUUUUCUGAACCCCCGUUCUCUACCUGGUAUACAAAUCCCAUUGGGGUAGUGUAACGGAUCACCUGGCACCCCGACUGGGUACCUGCGUUGAAGGAUGCUCCUAGUGCUUUCUGAGGGCUCCAAGCACUCCAGCCGACACCAGAACCACCGUAGACUCCUUCAGAGAGCAAGACAGGAACAAGCUCUUACAAGAGCUCAGUGAUUAUAGCAAGGGAAUAUGCGGAGCAUAGCAAUCCCUUGUAGCAGAUUCCCCCAAGAAGAAUUAAGAUAUCGGACAAUAAUUUUUUAGGUCGCCCGAUUGGCUUUUAUAAAUGUAAAAUGUGUUAUGACUUUAGAAAUAUGCAGCACUCUAGUGGUAAACCGGUUCUGGAAUUUAAAUCAGAAAAAGCACAACAGACAUUUAAAAUUAGAGAACAUAUGACCUGCCAUAGUAGUAAUAUCAUUUACCUGCUAAAAUGUCCCUGCGGCCUACAGUAUGUGGGGAAGACCACACGUCCUCUCUGCGUUAUGGUUAGGGAACAUAUUUAUAUUAGGAAAGGGGUUGAGAACCAUAGUGUUUCAGGAACACUUUAAAAAAGUUCACGGACAGGACCCUAGCAUUUCUAGGGAUCAAACAUGUGUCCAGGGAUUGGAGAGGGGGUGAUUUCAUCCGUAAGAUCGGACAGGAGGAAAUGAGAUGGAUAUUUUUAUUAGAUACUUUAGCCCUGUCCGGUCUUAACAAAGAUUUUGAACUUUUUAAUUUUCUCUAAAUUUAUGUGUUCCUUUAGAUUCCUUAUUUUUCAUUUUAUUUGCUUAUUUAUUAUAAUUUUUUCUAGCCUCCAUUCCAACCCUAUGGACACCUGUUGUUCCUAUAGACUCUUAUGGUACGAGAUAUGUAUGCAAUUGGAGGGGUUUUUACUUUUUACAUUCUACAUAUCUUUAUACUCUUUUAUUUUUAGUAUUUUUAUGCUUUUAUUUUUAUAUGUUUUUCUAUAUAGGCAUGGAGGUAUUAACCCUCUACACUUCCCCACAUUGUUUUAAAAUGUGUUAUUUUUUUUUAUAUUUUUUUAAAAUAUUUUUUCUAUAUUGGUGAUUAUGUCUGGAUUUUUAUGGUGGGAAUUUGGUUUAGACGAUCUACCCCCUUUUAUAAGAUCUCUUUAUACAUCUGUGGUGUAGACAUGUUAUAUAAAAAUUUAUUUGUAUUGCCAUUUAAUAUAUUGGCAUAGUUUUACUCCAUUAUUUUGCUCUUCUGAAUGUUUGUAUGCUCUUUAAAUAUGACUGCUGUGGGUUUUAACAAAAAAGUUUUACGUAGAUGGUAAAUACCCAUAGGACUUUCAUAUGGACUGAUCAUUGAUAUCAGGAUUAGCCGAUUGGAUCACGGCUAUACCAUGGCAUAUAUAAGGAUACAUAGGAGUGGGACAUGUCAUGCACGUUUGAGGAAGCCCCUAUCUCAAUAGAUAGCACUGUGAGAUUCCCGCACAUGCCCAGUUAAACACUUGGGCAUGCGAACGGUAAUUUCAUCUAUUCAUUCGUCAGAAAGAAUGAAUACCGUGAGUAGGGGCAUGUCUACUAAACAGUGAGGAGUCUAAGCCUCCCCAGUCUAGGCCAUUUCUUCUGCUAUAUAAAGGCAUCAAUCGCCUUUUGUGUGUUGGCGAGGUCCCCACUUGUGAUUUUUACUGGUAGUGCUUAGAAUAAGAAUAGUAGCCUAGGGAGGAUAUUCAUUUUUAUGGAGUGUAGGCGCCCUAUCCAUGAAAUGGUUUGUCCUUCCAUCUCUCCAAAUCUCAAGUCAGGGUUCGAAAUAGGGGUAUAUAGUUACUGUGGAAAAGUGCCGUUGGGUCAGCCGUUGGGUCACCCUAAGUAGGUGAAUGCCUCCCUUUCAAUUUUUAGUUUGUACAGCUGUUGGAUGUUUGUUGUGUCCUGGGUCGACAUGUGGAAGGGCAUAGCUACUGACUAGGAGAGGUUGACUUUGUAUCCUGCCACCUCGCUAUACCGGGUCAGCAGUGUUGUGAGUCUGGCCAUGGUGUGUGUGAGGUCAGUGAUUGUGAUGAGCACAUCGUCGGCGUACGCCGAGACCUUAAAUUGGUGUCCUCCGAUCGUUCCUUCUGCUAUGUGUGGGUCAUCCCUGAUAGCUGUCAGAAGUGGCUUCAGUGUGAGCACGAAGAGGAGUGGGGAGAGCGGUAAGGUGUUGUAACUGGUGUCUAAUUGCUUUUUAGGGCUGUAAUGGCCAUCUCCCCUUCCUCCGUCGUGAUGGGUGCCCCCAGCUCCCCGGCCUCCCCUCCACUCACCGUAGGUAGUUUAAGGUCAGCUAAGAAGGAGGUAAUGUGCUGCAUGUAGUUCACAUUGUGGUGGUCAUUGUGUGGCGAUUGGUUGUAAAAUGAGCUGUAGUAUUAGGUGAAUUCAUUAUUUAUUCUCUAGAAGGAGUUUGGAUUUUUUUUUUGGAUUCACGUUUUUUUAUGGUGGCUAUCUUUAAUGAAAUGGCCUCGAAGGACUGAUUUGUGGGCAGUCCAGAGUGUUGUAGUGUUAGUCCCCGAGUUAUCGUUUAGCGUGAAAUAGUCGGUUAUGGCCUGUCUAGUGAGUGUCGCCGUCUCGUCGUCCUUGAAGAGAUUAGUGUUUAGCUUCCAGGUCAAGUUGGAGUUGUAUUUCAGUUUUUCUAGUGUGAGUAAAAUGUCAGCGUGGUCUGACCACGUAAUUGUAUUUCUGUCUGUGUGUAGUGCUUUGUGUACACCCAUGUUGUUGAGGAACAAGUUGUCAAUUCUGGAGUAGGUGCCGUGGGGAUUGGAGUAGAACGUGAAGUCUCGGGCGUCUGGCUGUUGCAGUCUCCAGACAUCAAGUAAUCCGGUAUGUGUCAGAAGUGUGCAGCAAUUUGUCCUGCCCCCCCCUCUUCCUUGUGAUCUUGGGAUGCCCAUUCUUGUGCUUCUGUCGACCGCUGGGCACGGUACUGCGUUAAAGUCUCCACCCACCACGCACACGCUCCCUCUAGUGUGGGAUGUGAGCAUCUCCAGUGUUGCCCCGAAGGUGGCGUCUGGUUCGUUUGGUGCAUAUAUAAAUCUUAUUUAUAACACAUGUACAUGUAUCAUCUGUAAAUUGAGGCUAAAGUAGUCAAGCUGUGACUACAAUUGAUUUUGAGAAUUUCUCUAAAUCAUCUAUUGUUGGCUUAAUUCUGCCAUUUAAUUUUCAGUUUACUGCAUUUCGUAGUACAUUGAAUACACCCCAUAAUGUAUAUAGGAGGAAGGGUGAAUAAAUGUAUAUGGGCACUUGGGUAUAAACACACUAAAAGUAAGCCCUACGCUGAAACUUCCACUAGUUCUGGGCUGCAGCAACAGCCACAGUAUACAUCAGCCAAAAAAGCAAAAAAUAAAACGAAGUUACCAGCAUACCAUUCCAAAAUCCUUAUGCACAUUUAAAUAGCAGGAGGUUCUUAGUUUCACCCCAAUGACCAGUAAAGUGCCAGCUCACCUGCCCGUCAAGGCAAAAAUAUUGUAGGCACCAAAACAACGUAAGCUUAAUGAAGCAGUUUUAGUGUACUGAUCAUGUCCCUACAGGCUCACUGAAAACAAUGUAGGUCACAUGCAGGGCAGGGGGUGGUCGUCAUAAAGUGAUUUAAUUUCUAAAUGUCAGAGAACUGAGCAGUGAGAAUUGGGCAUGAUCUGAAUGGAAGCUCCUAAGCAAGAACUUCCAACUCUCUGGCUGAGAUAGUUAAAUAAAUAAAUUUACUCACCCGAUUCCAGUGCAGAUGUCCCUCUGCACUGGGUCGGCGUUCAGCUGCCUUCAAUGCUGACAGGGGGACCUAAUGUCCGGUAAAUUCCCGGAAGCGCCUCUAGUGGGUGUCUGGUAGAAAGCUAGUAGAGACUUUUAGUACUUAGUUUCUCAAAAACUGCAAAGUUUACAUGGCAGGACUAAGGGGGACUAGUAUAUUUCACCCAGACCAUUUCAAUAACCUGAAAUGGUCUGGGUCCCUAUAGUGUCUCUUUAAGUCAAAGAGUGGUGCCUUGCAAGCCCCAGGUAAGAAGUACUACUGUUCUAAACCUGUUUGACAACUUACAAUGGGGGCGCCAGGGCACUCCUAUCACCAUAACUACUAUCGCACUUUGUAGUGCUUGUGUUAUUUGAAAUGUUCUUUAACUCAUUAAGGACGGCGGGCGUUCUAUUCAGUCCUUUUUUCUUAGGCGGUCCUAAACGCUGGCGGGCGGCAUAGAACGUCCCUGCCAUCCUUACUACUUACCGGGUCCCGCUGUUCCCACGCCGGCGGUCGUGAUCCUGGGGUCUGUCUGGGAGCUCAGGCAGACCCCCUCUGCCCGAUCUGGCCCCCCUGCCAUGUGAUCGCUGGGUCCUUGCGAUUACAUGGCUGGAAUAGCGGACUUAUGCAUUGCCUGCAGGGAGCCUACCUGAGCUCACAUAGUCCCCCUAUGCCUUUUUAAAAAGUUAGUAAAAGUUAUUAAACCGUUUUUAAAUUAAAUAAAAAGUACUUAGAUCAUAUAUAUAUAUAUAUAUAUAUAUAUAUGUAUGUGUGUGUGUGUAUAUAUGAUCUAAGUACUUUUAUAUACACAUACACACAUCAUUAACCCCUUGAGGACCGAUGACUGGGUACUUACCUGAUCGCCGUCGGUCCCCCGGCAGUGCCCAGGCAGGCUUAUCGCAGCAGAUCAGGACCCUGCGGCCACUUGAUCGCCCGAUUAUGUGGCCGCAAUAGGUGCCUGUGUAUCUGCCUGCAGGGGACUGUCUGUGCUGACAGGCAGUCUCCCUGCAAGUGGAAAAUCACAAAUAAAGUAAAAAAAAAAAAAGCAAUCAGUAUACAAAAUAAAUAAUAUAGAGAUAAAUUUACUCAUACUUACCGUAAUUUUCUUUUCCUGGUCAUAGGCCAUGGCAGCACAACAAUGGGUAGCUCCUCCCCUAUCCCUAGUUAGACAGGAACCAAUUAAAAUAAGGGUACAAAUACCCCCUCCUACCUCCUCCUCCCUCAGUCUAGUUAACAGCAAUAUCCCUGGGUGGGACCUUUGUGCUGCCAUGGCCUAUGACCAGGAAAAGAAAAUUACGGUAAGUAUGAGUAAAUUUAUCUCUUUCCUGGCCAUAUCCAUGGCAGCACAACAAUGGGUAAUACCCAAGCUAAAACCAAGGGAGGGAAAGAAAAGAGACACAAGUGUGUAUGUGUGAACAAAAAGAAUAGUAGUUAGUCCUAUGAGGCAGAAAGAACUGAUCUGCCAAAUCCAUCGUAUUGGCCAGCUCUUACAUCUAAACGAUAAUGUCUAAUAAAUGUAUUAGAAGAUGACCAAGUGGCUGCUUUGCAAAUCAGUUCUGUAGAAACCUUUGCUGCAGCUGCCCAGGAUGAAGAAAGGGAACGUGUAGAGUGAGCCUUCAAACCUUCAGGAACACUAGUUUUAGAUGACCUAUAAGAUUGGAUAAUGGCCGAAACUAUCCAUCUGCUGAUAGUGGCUUUCGAAGCUUGCAGACCCUUCAUAGGGCCAUUAGGAAUAACAAAAAGCCUUUCCGAAAUACGCCAUUCUGAGGAUCUCUGUAUAUAUAUCUUAAGGCAUCUUACUAGGUCGAUAGCAUCAUCAUCAGCGUUUUCCCUGUUAUUAGAUUCUUCUGUACUUAAUGCUGGAAGGAUUAUUUCUUCAUUCAUAUGGAACUCUGAAGUUACCUUAGGGCGGAAUUCUGGAACCGUUCUCAGGAUGACUCUGUCCUUAUGAAAUAUUGUAAAAGGUUCUCGAGCCGAAAGAGCCUCAUACAUACAUGUGGGGUUUUGUACUUCAAUGUAGAAAUCCAUCCAGAAUAAGGUCUUCUCGCCACUUCCUGCUACCUCUUGGUCACUGCAGGGAAUCAGAAUUAUUUGGCAUUUAUUUUUCUCUUGCUACCCCUAGGGUCACUGCAAGUAGGACCCCCGGUCACUAAGGGGGUAUCUUCAGGGGGACACCUUUGCACAGGGCCGGAUACUGAAGCUUCCCAAGGAAGAGAGGCUGAACUUCCUUGGGGGUAGAAGGUAAAAACCCUCAGGUAAGCCAUAAAAGAAAAGUGAUUAUAGUCCUGAAAAUAGACUAAUUUGGUCCUACAGGGAUAGGACAGGAACAAAAAGACUGAGGGAGGAGGAGGUAGGAGGGGGUAUUUGUACCCUUAUUUUAAUUGGUUCCUGUCUAACUAGGGAUAGGGGAGGAGCUACCCAUUGUUGUGCUGCCAUGGAUAUGGCCAGGAAAUAUAUAUGUGUGUGUGUGUGUGUAUAUGUGUAUAUAUUUAUAUAUUAUAACUUUUUUUUUUAUAAGUAUUUUUAUAUUAAUAUACAUUUAUAUAAAUAUAAAAAUACACUUAGAUUGACAUUAUGUAUAUAAGAUAGAGAUAUAUAUAUAUAUAUAUAUAUAUAUAUAUAUAUAUAUACACUUAUAUUUAAAUUACACACGUGUAUAUGUAUAUAUUGUGUGUGUGUGUGUGUGUGUGUGUGUGUAUAUAUUAUUAUAAAUAAUGUUAAUAAAAGUAAAAAUAAUUUUUAAAAAGUGUGUGUGUGUGUGUGUGUGUGUGUAUAUAUGUGUGUGUGUGUGUGUGUGUGUGUAUAUAUAUAUAUAUAUAUAUAUAUAUAUAUAUAUAUAUUUAUUUGUAUUCGGGGCCAUUUCAGUAUAGUAUGAAAUAGCUAGUGAGUAUACUUAUCAUAAUAAUUAAAAGUCGGUAGAGGUGUGCCGAAACCGACAUGUGUGGUAGGCCUGUAAAUAAGAGGGCCCACCUUAAAUAGUAUUUGAAUAGAGGGAGAGGAGGGUGGGUCAAACGAGCAUCUGGACCAGACGGUGAAUGAGGUAGGAGGGGGAGUCCCUUUUAAAGGGAUAUAGCCCCUCCACAACUUCAGGCCCUGCCUUCCAAUUUGUAUUCGGGGCCAUUUCAGUAUAGUAUGAAAUAGCUAGUGAGUAUACUUAUCAUAAUAAUUAAAAGUCGGUAGAGGUGUGCCGAAACCGACGUGUGUGGUAGGCCUGUAAAUAAGAGGGCAAAAAGGAAUACCCAUAUAAUGUUAUCAAAGAUAUUUAUUAACGAAACCACAAGACAUGGAGUUAGCAUAUUUACGAUGACAUUUUCACAAAUGCAUGCCUUAAUUCUUGUGUUGGCUGUGGUAUGUAAACAGCGUAAGCGGAUGACUUCCAGCGGCCCAAGGUUUUUAUGAUGUGAACCGGGAUGUCUAGGCCUGAGGCUGUGGAGGCUGCCCCUAUCCGGAAUGAAUGCCCAGAAUAGUUUGCGGCGUUUAAGCCGAGUCUGGUCAAUAGUAAGCGAAUAUACAUCACAAAUUUGGCGGUAGUGAGUGCUGUGCCGUGCAGUGAAAGGAGAGCGAGUGAGGUUCGUGUAGGUGAUGACUGUAGAUAGUUGUUAAAAACUUUCACCGGGCACCAUGCGUUGUUGGUGGGGUAGUAUUGAAUAAGAACCUCGUGCCCCAUCUGGCUGGUCUUAGUUGAAGGUAAGCUUAAUACGUAGUGGUCCUGUUUUUUGUACAAGUUAGAAUACCGGAGGCAAUGCUUGGACUCGUGUUGCCUAGUAAUGGUAAAUUCUCUGGGUCGUAAGAAACCGUAAAAAGCCAAGUAUAUGGCCGUUUUAAGAGUGGUGUUAAGGGGUUCGAACGGUGUGGUAUCUAGUAGGUUUGACAAACGUUUAAACAGUUGAAUGUCUAUAGGCUCCCUACGUUGCGGUGUAGGUCCUUGCGAUUUGAGCAUACCCCUAAGGAGGGUUUUAAUGGGGUAGGAGGUGAGAAACCCUUGGUUGUUAGGAUGUUCUGUGAACAUAUGAUGUUGGAUACCUGUGAGGUAUAGUUUUGUGGUAUUAUGCGACAUUUUUAACUUAAUGUGGCAAAAGUGGCAAAAGCCACCAAUGUUACAUUGUCAAACCAAUUUGUGAGAUUAUGGUCUGCCAUGAAUUUCUUGUAUAGGUAGUAAGCUCUAUCAUAUGCGCUAUGCGUGUUUUUUGCGAGAGCGAGUUUUGUAAGUAUCUUGCUGUGUUGUAAUAAUUCCUCUAGUCCAUGAUUAGAUCCUGGAGUUGGGGAGCGAUCGUGGCUACCGGUGACGCUGUUGGUAGAGACUCCCUGAACGCCUGAAACUGAAAGCGGGACAGCUGGUCAGCGGCUGUAUUAUAGAUACCCGGUACAUGGUAACAUACUAGAUGAAACUGAUGACAGGCCGCCAACCACGUAAGACGUCUGAUAAAACUCAUGAUGGUUAGAGAGGUAGACCGGCCUUUGUUUAUGACGUGGCAAAUCGCCAAGUUGUCAGAAAAACAUCGAACUGGUCUACCUGCCCAAGACUGUCCCCAUGUGACUGCUGCUGCUACUAUGGGGUACACUUCAAAGAGUGCAGAAUUCCUAAAAAAGCCUUCUAUUUGCUUAACUUCUUCCGGCCAUCUACCCCAUAGCCAGUUGUCCCCAAAAAUGGCUGCAAAACCUGUGGAGGCUGCUGCGUCAGUCCAAAUGGUAGGGGAAUCCUCUGUGACUUGGGGGAGGAACAUGCUCCUGCCAUUCCAGUUUGACAGGAACAAGUUCCACAUGUGUAAGUCUGCUGUGGCUUGCCUAUCAAGAGUGGUACGUUUGUGUUCGUCCGUUAGUGUUGGAAGAAGGCACAGGAGUCUGGAAAUGAAUGCUCUUCCUUGGGGUAUAAUACGAAUGGCAAAAUUUAGUGAGGCAAUCAGUGACUGAAGCUCUUUCCUAUUGCAUGAGCCUAUGCACAAGUACUGCUCAAUGGUCUGAGUGAUGUUGUCAAUCUUAUCUCUAGGGAGGCUGGCUUCCAUAGUUAUGGAGUCCAGUUGUAUCCCCAAAAACUGAAUGAUUGUAUCUGGACCUUCUGUCUUGGUGGGAGAUACUGGAACCCCAAUGGUGUUAAAUAAAUGCAUGGCUUUGUGUAAACUGUUAGGGGGGGUAGUGUUAUUUUCUAUGAAAAGGAAGUCAUCCAAGUAAUGAAUGACGCUAUGGCACCUGCUGGUAUUCAGGAGCAGCCAGCACAAGGUCUCUGUGAAAGUGUCAAAUAUUUUAGGACUGCUCUUGGAUCCAAAGGUGAGCCUUGUGAAGAAGUAAUACUGGCCUCUCCAUUUGAUACCAUGCAAAUGCCACAGCGACGGGUGUAUGGGGAGUAGUUUAAAGGCGUUAACUAUGUCGGUUUUGCUCAACCAUGCGCCUAUGCCUGCUGAGAUGAUGGUGGAUAUAGCGUCGUCUAUGGUGGUGUAUUGUAAAGAGAAUGCCUCUGACGGGAUCAGGGAAUUGAGGCUGGGUAUCACCGAAGCAUGUGGAGCAGACAGGUCUAUAAUGAGUCUUUGUUUGUUAGAUGUUUUCCCAGUGACUAGUCCAAUGGGAUUUGUUCUCCAAUUAGAGAACGGCGGGUCAAUAAAUGGACCUAAGACAAAUCCUUGGUCUUGUUCAAUUUGUAGUAGGUAGUCUACUGCGUCUGUGUCACAAAGGGCGGACUGGAGGUUGUUGGCUUCCCAUGUACCCCCUGGUAUGUGAAUGAGGCCAGUAUGAAACCCUUUAGAAAACCCUGCAAUCAAAUACUCCACAAGAUGUGUAGAAGGGUGCUUGGAGAGAAGCCCUGCCAGAACAUCAACAUUCACAGUAGUUAGGUAGGGUUUAAUGUGCAUUUUAUUAGGGCACAUAGCCUUUGCAUGUGCCCUGAAACAAUGGGAGCAGAUAUGCAGUAGACGGCAAGCACUAUAGGAGCAAGCCCCAACAUUAAAAUUAUUACAGAUCUGUGACUUGCCCAAAUACACGAUAGGGCGACCCAGCUUGUCUCUGCCCUGUUUCUCCCCCCUGGAAGUGCUUGGUGUGGCAAUGUUUGGGGCAUCGUCUGUGGGGACAGGACAGAGAUUUGCAGCGUGCGUGGUAGCCCCACAUAUUGCACAAGCUGGAGACCUUAGCCCGGCAAAGUGCCUGAGGAACAGCUCUGUAUCCAUUAGGCUCCAAUCCAUUCUUGCGUUGUACUGGGCGAGAGCUGUUGCCGCUUUAGUUGAAAAAGAACGGUGGUAAUCGUAAAAUGAUGACCCACCGUAUUUGUUGCCCAGGUCUACCAGCUUGUGCAUGUACAGGUCUAACUCUUCCCUUCUCUGUGGGUAAACUGAGCACAGUACGUCCCUGUAUAUGCCGAAUGUGAUAACGAAGUCUGGGAUUGCUAGUUUUUGCUUAGUCUAGGAUCUCUGGCCUUGAGGACCACAGAAAUAUCGCCAUACGUAUAUGCGCGGUUCUCUGUGAUAUCCUGGGAGGCAAUAAGCAGAGAGACUAGAUUUACAUCCUUGCCCUCCAGGAUGUCUUUUCUAAGGUUUGCUGGUACCAUAUGGGCUGGGUUGAUCACUUGUGACCCAAGGAUAGUGGGGGUAUUAGGAUUACCAGGUUGGGCUUGUGAUGGCCCUGGGAUAUCGGUAGCAGGUGGCUCUGGUGUCACAACUGGACCGCUACGAGCUUCCAGUCUUUCCAGUCUCUCAUUUAUCUGCCCCAUGGAAGACACUAGUGAGGCGACCAUGGUAUGCAGAUUAGCAUUGCUUGAAUUACUAGUGCCUUCCCUGGCGUCAGAAUUGUCCUGAUUGGCUUGCAUAAGCCUGUACAAUUCUGCCUUGCGGGCCGUAGCUGGAUAAGGAAUACUACGUUUGCGUAGUUCGGCCGUGAUCCGUGGGAUGGUCCAUGAUCUAAUAGAUGACGGGCUGCCGAUGUCCCCUUUGCGUGUGGGGGUGGCAGUCCUGGUCGGUGUACUAGGCAUUGAUAGUUCAUCUCCUUCUUCAUGAACUUGGGACAUACUGAAAUAUAUACGUAUGUAAUCGUGAGUUUCAUUAUGGAGAGUGUAAAAUGUUUAACUAGUGCCAAAGUGGCGAAAUAAUUCAUUAAACUUGUGGCAGGUGAGUCCCUAUUAAAUGCCAAGUGGCUAGUAGGAUUUAACUAUGGUUGGCGCGUGGGGUUGAUCUGUUGUACGUGUUUUACCAGUGGAGAUUUUAUCGUUAAUUGAGGGUUAUGACGGAUGACGCCCUAGCUAUGCAACAUGCGAGGCGUCUAGCUAUGAUUUGGCCCGUGGGGGUUUAAUACCUCUUACAUCGAGGAUGGAAGUUGGCCUCGGGGGACCUCUAACCCUAUGGCAGAAGGUGCCUGGGAGGAGAAUUACUUAAGUGGGCAUGUUGAUGUUUCUUAUACUGGUUGCUGCAACCGAGAACUUACCUGAGUGCCCAACGUUUGCCUGGCAGUCCUGUAGUAGUUUGAUUACUGUUAGGGAGGAUGGCCUAAACCCGGUGCUGGAUGACAGAAUGGAAGGCAUAAGGUACAUAUAAGUGUGUACUGCUAUCUUGUAGCUGAAGCCUGCCCCCCCCACGUUUUGUGGUGAAUGUCCUAGGAUCACAUACCUAUGGUUGUAGGUUGAGUGCAAGUAGGUUCUGAAGGCCAAGUCCGUCUUAGUUUGGUUCUUGAGACUGUAAACACAUGUUAAACCGUUAUGGCAGUGUCCCAAAUAUCUGCUUGGCACAAAGUGCACUCGGCAUACAUUUGUGAGCAUAUGCACUGAGUGUCAUAUGACUGAUUUAAUGGGACAUACGUCGCCCAUAUGUUGUACAUACCAAGGAAGUAAUAUAAUACUUGUCUUUGUCUCGGUCUCUGACCCUGCCAGGGGAAUCAGUAUACCAGGUCACCAAAUAAAGGGAAAAUAUUCUUGAACUUUGCAAUUUGUCUAUAACCACGCAAGUAAUUCUGAAGAUUUAAUUGAAACCGUGGUGUGAGUAUAUGGUAUAUAUUCUUGAGUCACAUAGAUCCACAUAUUAGGUAGAUUAGUCACAUAAUUACCUCACAAUUUAGUGCCCGAGAACAGCUUAUAUCUGACUUAUAUGCUUUAAACAGUUGUUUCCACAAAUCUAUACGUAACCGGUUGUGCAUGAAUUAAUUGAAUACUUUAUUAUUCCUAACGUAAUAUAUAAAUCUGACCAUUUUUUAAUAUUGCCAUUGUUAACACAUAUCACAGACUUUGAAAUAUACCAGGUAACAUUACUAUUUAUAGGGCGACAUCUAGUGGUUACAACUUGUAUUGCCGUCAGCAUUGCUGUAAUUUUUUGACAUGCUUUCUGGCUGAGGCUGUGAAGGGAGCUCUGCCCGUGUGAGUGAACCCCUGUCUGUAGGUAAGUAAGAGAGGAGGGGGGAGGGGGGGGGAGGAGAGAUUUGUAAGCUGCUGAUACCCCAAAGGGUAUCAAGGAGCCUUGCAAAAUAUAGUAACUUCUAAUUUAAAAAUGUAUUUUUUUUUUUUUUUCAAUAGUUUAUGUGACAGGGCACUUGUAGGUUGGGGUGGGGGGCGGGUUGGUGCGGCUAUUGUGGCAGAAAUCGCGGACCCCCGUGAAUUAGGUCCGUGGGGGUCUUGAUUGUAUUAGCCGCCUGACCGUUACCUGCCAUGAGCCUGGGGGGGUUCCCCACUCCUGGAGAGAGGGGGAGAGGAGUUAGUAGCCGGGUCCUACGGCUGCUGUGGAGUGAGGGGGGGGGUUAGGACCCGGGUGACACAUAAACCGGCUGUUGUGUAGUGAGAGGGGGGGUUAGGAGCUGGGUUACAGAAUAACUUGAACCGGCUGCUGUGCAGUGAGCGGCAGCAGGGGGGGAGGGGGAGGGAGGGCUGGUCUGCAUGAGGCCUGAUCCCCCGGCGGGAAUCAAGCCGAAUCAGCCCUGGCGAGGGGGUUUCUGUCCCCACAAUACUGUAGCCGUGGACCUCGGCGGGUCAGGCUAUGUGUAGGCUGCAGACCGGUACAAUGAUACCGGUCUGCCAACUCACUGUUUAGUAGGGAAACCGGCAGUAGGAGCAACAGAAACUUUGAAAAUGCAGCUGUCAGGAGAAACUGAAAACCACGUUGGGAACCAGCAAUUCAAACGAGCAUCUGGACAAGACGGUGAAUGAGGUAGGAGGGGGAGUCCCUUUUAAAGGGAUAUAGCCCCUCCCACAACUUCAGGCCCUGCCUUCCAAUAUAUGAGAUGAACCUUGGCACUCACCCUAUAUUGAAGAUGCAAUGAAUAAAGCCUGGGUGCAAACCUUGGUGUUUAAAUAUAUACAAAAUUGAACAGAGGUGCACUCACAGGUCUUCAAAUGUGCUUCUAUUUAUUUUACAUGUAAAUAUACAUGUGUGCAAAAAUCCAGCAAAUCGACGUUUCGACCCCUAAAGGGUCUUUUUCAAGAUUAAUACAAUGUGCAAAUAAGUGACUAUAUAUAGAGAUAAACAUCAAAAGGACACUUACCAAAAAGAUGUGGGUGAAAGAUUCACUGUCCGUCCGAACCCGGAAGUGAGACUGUGUGCACCACGUGACCGGCGUGAUGACGCACGUGAUUACGACGUUGCUAAGCAACGAUAGUAAACAAAGCUGCUAACAUGUGAGGCAGGACGUGCAGUGUGAUAAGAGUGAAUAGAUCCGAUCACUAAAGGGUGAUCUCCAUAAAAUUAUGCAUACAUAACACAUAUGGAGGAGAGGAGAGUGAAAUAGUAUUUCUAAAACACAUUAUGUAUAUAUAUGUGUACUUGCUGCCACCAGUUACCAUCCCAAACAUUUAAAGGACUCUCUACCCAUUUCCCAGUACAUGCGGGUACUAAGGUAUAACAGCGAACAUAAGAACAGAGAGACUCAACUUAUGGAUAUGACACACAGAUUCCAAGAAAGAGGGUACCAAAUGAACAUCCUGGAGGAUGCUAAGGCUAGAGCAAUUGAGAAAUGGAGUCAGGAAAUACAAAGUUCAUCUAAAAAACUAAAAGGUGACAGUACAAAGAUCUACCUACCACUUACUUUCCAUACAGGUUCUACACAAAUUUGUCGCUCCAUUGACAGACAUUGGGACAUGUUACGUGCGGACAAACAACUAUCUCCCAUAUUUCGAUCUAAACCCACCAUCAGCUACAAGAGAAAUAAAAACUUAAGGGACAUUCUGGUCCGUAGUGAUCCUAUACAGAAUUAUAAGAAAACUACCAUACAAAGGAAACACGGAUGCUAUAAAUGCAGUGGCUGUGUCACAUGUAGUCACAUGAUUUCUGGCAAUUCCUUUGCCCAUCCACAUAGUGGAAAAAGAAUUACCAUUCCACAUUACAUCACAUGCACUACGGACCAUGUGAUUUAUCUCAUCACAUGCCCAUGCGGAUUAGCAUAUGUGGGGAAGACAGACCUUACUCUAAGAGACCGUAUUCGAGGACACAGGUCGGGUAUUAUGACGGCUUUCAGAGACCAAAAAACAGACAAGCCGGUGGCUAAACAUUUUUUAGCUGCCUCACAUAGACUGCCUACACUUAAAUUCAUGGCUAUAGACCAUGUCCCCCCUUUAUCUCGUGGGGGUGACAGGUCUAAAAUAUUACUCCAAAGAGAAGCCUAUUGGAUAUUCAAAUUGGACACGGUUACCCCUAAAGGCUUGAAUGAGUAUAACACGUUUUCCAUGUUUCUAUGAUAUGUUUAGUUUACAUUGAUAUAUAUAUUUUUUUUGUUGUAGUAUUAUUAUUAUUGUGAUGGCUUCCAUACAUUUCCGAUUUGAUCCAUAUAUGGGCAGUGUUGAUGAUGCAUUAGAUUUAUCUCCACACUGCCAAUAUAGAACUAGAUACCUGAGACCUUAGCUCAGUACUCAUGCUAUAUAAUACGGUUGGUUAUUCUCAUUAUCUAUGGAUGUAUCCAUGUUCUCCCAAUGUUCAUAUGCUGUAAGUUGUGUAUAUAUAUAUAUUAGACAUGUUCACAUGUUCAGGGACUAUUGUGCUUUGCCUCUUUUUCUCUUUAUAUGUGGCAUUUAUAUACACACUUAUAGAGGUUCUCUGUCCCUUUAAUAUUCUGUACCUAUAUUGCUGUGGCAUAAAUAACCUAUUUAGCACAUAUUUUCUGCACUUUAUCUAACUAUUACAUUUCUGUAUGGUAUACAUAAUGUGUUUUAGAAAUACUAUUUCACUCUCCUCUCCUCCAUAUGUGUUAUGUAUGCAUAAUUUUAUGGAGAUCACCCUUUAGUGAUCGGAUCUAUUCACUCUUAUCACACUGCACGUCCUGCCUCACAUGUUAGCAGCUUUGUUUACUAUCGUUGCUUAGCAACGUCGUAAUCACGUGCGUCAUCACGCCGGUCACGUGGUGCACACAGUCUCACUUCCGGGUUCGGACGGACAGUGAAUCUUUCACCCACAUCUUUUUGGUAAGUGUCCUUUUGAUGUUUAUCUCUAGAUAUAGUCACUUAUUUGCACAUUGUAUUAAUCUUGAAAAAGACCCUUUAGGGGUCGAAACGUCGAUUUGCUGGAUUUUUGCACACAUGUAUAUUUACAUGUAAAAUAAAUAGAAGCACAUUUGAAGACCUGUGAGUGCACCUCUGUUCAAUUUUGUGCAUAUAUAUAUAUAUAUAUAUAUAUAUAUAUAUAUAUAUAUAAAUGUGUGUGUGUGUGUGUAUGUAUGUAAUUUUAUUCUAACAGUAUUUUGAUAUUAAUAUAUAUAUAUAUAUAUAUAUAUAUAUUUAUAUCAAAAUACACUUAGAAUGUAAUGAAAUAUAUAUCUAUGUAUAAAUAAAAAUAAUACGAAAUAUACAUAUGUAUAUAAUUACAUAAAUAAUUUCAUAAAUAUACACGUAGACGUCAAAUAUAUAAAUAUGUGUGUGUGUGUAUAUAUAUAUAUAUUAAAAUUCUACAUGCAUAUUUAUGUAAUAUUUUUACCUAAUUAAGUAAUUUUAAUGGUUGCAAUUUGAGGGACAUGCCAGACAACCCAGGCUGAAAGUCUAGAGAAUUUAAUUUGCUAGCACUGUGUUUAACCCUGUAACUUUCUAUGGCACCCUAAAACCUGUACAUGGAGGUACUAUUUUACUUGGGAGACUUCGCUGAACACAAAUAUUAGUGUUUCAAAAAAGUAAAACAUAUCACAGCGACGAUAUUGUCAGUGAAAGUGACGUUUUAUGCAUCUUUCACACACAAACGGCACUUUCACUGAUAUUAUUGCUGUGAUACAUUUUACUGUUCUGAUACACAAAUAUUUGUAUUCAGCGAAGUCUCCUGAGUAUAACAGUACCCCAUAUGUAGAGGUUUUAUAGUGUUUGUGAAAGUUACAGGGUCAAAUAUAAGGCUUGAUUUUACUUUUUCUUUUUUGUUUUAUUGACAUUUGUCAGAUUGCUUAGGUUGCCUUUGAGAGCGUAUGGUUGCCCAGGAAUGAGAAUUACCCCCAUGAUGGCAUACCAUUUGCAAAAGAAGACAACCCAAGGUAUUGUAAAUGGGGUAUGUUCAGUCUUUUUUAGUAGCCACUUAGUCGCAAACACUGGCCAAAGUUAGCGUUUUUUGCAUUUUUAACACACAAACAAAUAUAAAUGCUAACUUUGGCCAGUGUUUGUGACUAGGUGGCUACUAAAAAAAGACUAGACAUACCCCAUAUUGAAUACCCUGGGUUGUCUACUUUAAAAAAAUAUGUACAUGUGAGGUGUGAUUCGGGGAUUUAUGACAGAUAACGGUGUUACAAUGUCACUAUUGAUAAAUUUAAAAUAUAUAUAUAUUGAAACAGCAAUUUCCUACUUGUAUUUAUAGGCCUAUAACUUGCAAAAAAAAGCAAUAAAGCAUGUAAACACUGGGUGUUUUUAAACUCAGGACAAAAUUUUGAAUCUAUUUAGCAGUUUUUUUCAUUAGCUUUUGUAGAUAAGUAAAAGAUUUUUCAAGUAAAAGUCCAAAAACAUGUUUUUUUUUCAAUUUUUCACCAUAUUUUAUUAUUUUUUUUAAAUAAAAUAUAUGACAUGAUACAAAUAAUGGUAUGUAAAGAAAGCCCUUCUUGUCCUGAAAAAAACAAUAUAUAACUUGUAUGGGAACUGUAAAUGAGAGAGAGGAAAAUUACAGCUAAACACAAACACCACAAAAGUGUCAAAACUGCUCUGGUCCUUAACGUACAACAUGGCCAAAACAGUCCGGCCCUUAAGGGGUUAAUAAAAGUGUAUUUAUUUAUAUAAAAAUAAUCCAUAAAUAAAUAGAAAAUAAAAUAGAAAAAUAUUAAAAAUACAUUUUAAAAAACAUAUAUACAGUUUUAAUUUGUUCUAACUGCAUUUUGAGAUUAAUAAGCAUAUAUUAAAUUCAAAAUACAUUUAGAAUGACAUAAAAUAUAUAUAUAUAUAUAUAUAUAUAUAUAUAUUUAUAUAAUAUUUUUACAUAAUUUAAUCAUUUUAUUAAUUACAAUCUGAGGGACCUGCCUGACAACCCAGGCAAAAAGUCCAGAGAAUUUGGCUUGCAAGCCCUAUAUUUAAACCUGUAGCUUUCCAGGACACCAUAAAACCUGUACAUGGGGGUUACUGUUUUACUCUGGAGACUUCGCUGAACACAAAUAUUAGUGUUUAAAACAGUAAAACAUAUCACAACGAUGAUAUCGUCCGUAAAAAUGCAUUUUUUUUGCAUUUCUCACACACAAACUUUACUUCCACUGACAAUAUUGUUAUGAUACGUUUUACUAUUUUUAAACACUAAUAUUUGUGUUCAGCGAAGUCUCCUGAGUAUAACAGUACCCCCCUAUGUACAGGUUUUAUGGUGUUUUCAAAAGUUACUGAGUCAUUAUAAGGCUUGAAUUUCCUUUUUUCACAUUGAAAUUUGCCAGAUUGGUUAUGUUGCCUUUGAGACCGUAUGGUAGCCCAGGAAUGAGAAUUACCCUCAUGAUGGCAUACUGUUUGCAAAAGUAGACAACCCAAGGUAUUGCACAUGGGGUAUGUCCAGUCUUUUUUAGUAGCCACUUAGUCACAAACACUGGGCAAAAUUAGUGUUCAAUUCAGUUUUUUUGGCAUUUUUCACACACAACAAAUUUGAAUGCUAACUUUGGCCAGUGUUUGUGACUAAGUGGCUACUAAAAAAGACUGGACCUACCCCAUUUGCAAUACCUUGGUCUACCAUCUGUAGACCAAAAAAGUUGAACCAGAACAUUGCUGCCUUUCGAGAAAUUUUUCAAUUCAGCUAUUUUGGCCUUAAAUUUGAAAUUCACUGUGAAUUCUCUCUUUAGCGAAUAAUGCUGUAAGUGUUCACAGUAUUCCGUUUGCUGCCAUUAAUGUAGGUUUGCUGUUCAGCUCAUUUAUACAGGCAUAGCCUCUGCCUUCCUUUUUUUGGUUUUAUUGAUGUGCCAUAUAUUAUGUUUAUCGACAUACAGAGAAUGAAUUGCUAUGCUCACUGCAAUUUGUAUGGUUAUAACACUGCAAUAUUGUCAUAAAAUGACUCACUGCCAUGACUGUGCAUUUGAGCUCUGUGAUGGAAUAUACCUUUAUUCCAAUGUUCAGCGUAAAUAAAUUAAGGCCUACAUCUGAUGUCCUUUAUAUGUAAUUAACUUUUUCUCUUUAAAAAGCUGUAUACGUGUCAGCAUAAGUUGCUUUCUCUGUGUAUUCUAGCCCCCACCGGAGCACUUAUUUUGAGAAACUAUACAUUGUGUGACUGUUUGAUAGCUAAUUUUGUCUCUCCGACCUUCCUAUCUUAUGAACCACAUAUUGUUUGGUAAACUAAUUUUUAUAUCUUAUGAAUUAACUAAUUUUUAUCUUUUGACUUUCCUAUCUUUAACUACAUUAUUUAUUGUUAAACUUUUAUUUUUAACCCCUUCAGGACGUAGUCAAUAGUACAUGUUCUGAUCAAAACAAAAUGUAAACAAAAACUGGAAUUUGCACUAAUAUGUCUGUUCAACCGUAAUUCACCUCUUUCAUAUUAAGUGCACCCACACUUGUUAUAUAUCAUUUUGUUCAGGAUAAACUGGGCUUUAAUUUCUCAUGAACUAUUCAUAUUUUAAACAUUAAUUUAUUAUGAAUAAAAUAAAAAAUAUAAAACUGUGAGAAAUUAAGAUUUUAAAAAAAAAAUUGUAGUUCCGCCUGACAUUUUAGCUGUAAAUGUCACAAUACUGUUAACUUUAACUGCAAAGAAAACCACAUAUUUGGAUUCAGCAAAGUCUCACGAGUACAACAGUACCCCCCAUUAACAGUUUUUAUGGUGUUUAGGAAAGUUACAGGGUUAAAUAUAGCACUUCCCAUUUUUUCAAAUUGAAAUUUGCCAGAUUAGUAAUGUUACCUUUGAGACCGUGUGGUAGCCCAGGAAUUACCGCCAUGAUGGCAUACCAUUUGCAAAAGUAGACAACACAAGGUAUUGCAAGUGGGAUGUAUCCAGUCUUUUUUAGAAGCCACUUAGUCACAAACACUGACCAAAGUUAGCGUUCAUAUUUGUUUUUGUGUGAAAAAAACAAAUAUUUGGAGAGUGUUUGUGAAUAAGUGGCUACUAAAAAUGACUGGACAUACCCCAUUUGCAAUACCUUGGGUUGAAACAACACAAAAAAUGGUGGAUUGGCGCUAAAGAGCCAGAGAAUAUGCAACUACCCCCAGUGCCCAAAAUCACUAAAUGGCACUCAGAUAUAAAGUGAUAGAAAGAAAAGUAUAAGGGGGGUGCACAUAAAGUAAAGAGAAAAUAUAUUUAUAUUUAGUAUAAGUAGGACACCUCCUGAUUGACCCAUAAUAAAAACACAUAUAUAGUGUAAUACUGUUAUAUACAGAGCAUUGGUUAGUCACAGGUAUUGGGUCACUCACAGUAUGUAGAGCCACAUGAAGCUGGCUCUAACUUUGGUGGCAGAUGAAUAAUAAGCUUAUUCUGGCUUUCAGCUUUCCAAGCAGGUCUGCUUCUUUUCCGAGCCUUUCAAUAAAUUCCAGGACAUCCAGUAACCUUAAACAAAUGGUAACUUUACUGGUUAAAAUACAGGAAAAGCUAAACUAUAACAAAGUCCACAGCACUAACGCGUUUCGACCUCCAGGUCUUUAUCAAAGUGUGAUGUGAUACACUUUGAUAAAGACCUGGAGGUCGAAACGCAUUAGUGCUGUGGACUUUGUUAUAGUUUAGCUUUUCCUGUGUUUUAACCAGUAAAGUUACCAUUUGUUUAUUGUUACUGGAUGUCCUGGAAUUUAUUGAAAGCCUGGGAAAAGAAGCAGACCUACUUGGAAAGCUGAAAGCCAGAAUAAGCUUGUUAUUCAUCUGCCACCAAAGUUAGAGCCAGCUUCAUGUGGCUCUACAUACUGUGAGUGACCCAAUACCUGUGACUGACCAAUGCUCUGUAUAUAACAGUAUUACACUAUAUGUGUGUUUUUAUUAUGGGUCAAUCAGGAGGUGUCCUACUUAUACUAAGUAUAAAUAUAUUUUCUCUUUACUUUAUGUGCACCCCCCUUAUACUUUUCUUUCUAAUACCUUGGGUUGUCUACUUUUGCAAAUGGUAUGCCAUCAUGGAGGUAAUUCUCAUUCCUAGGCUACCAUACGGUCUCAAAGGCAAUGUAACCAAUCUGGCAAAUUUCAGUGUGAAAAAAAUGAAAUGCAAGCCUUAUAUUUGACUCUCUUACUUUCCAAAACACCAUAAAACCUGUACAUAGGGGGUACUGUUAUACUUGGGAGACUUCACUGAACACAAACAUAAGUGUUUCAAAACAGUAAAACAUAUUACAACAAUAAUAUCGUCAGUAAAAGUAACGUUCAUGUGUGAAAAAUGCAAAAAACUUCACUUUUACUAAAUAUAUAAUCGUUGUAAUACAAGUUACCAUUUCGAAACACUAAUAUUUGUGUUCAACGAAGUCUCCUGAGUAAAACAGUACCCCCCAUGUACAGGUUUUAUGGUGUCUUGGAAAGUUACAGGGUUAAAUAUAGUGCGUGCAAAUUAAAUUCUCUGCACUUUCUGCCUGGGUUGUCAGGCACGUCAAUCAAAUUUUCAUUAAUUAAAUCACAUAAUUAUGUUAAAAGAUUACUUAAAUAUACACGUCGAAUUUUAAUAUAUAUAUACAUAUAUAUGUAUUUAAAUUCUACGUGUAUACUUAUGUAGUUAUUUAUGUAAUAUUAUAUAUAUAUAUAUAUAUAUAUAUAUAUAUAUAUAUAAAUAUUUGCAGUUAUUUGUAUUUUAUAUAUAGAUAGAUAUAUAUAGAAUGUCAUUCUAAGUGUAUUUUGUCACCAAUAUAUAUUAAUAACAAAAUAGAGUUAGAAUGAGAUUACAUAUGUAUAUAUAAUUUAUUUUAAUUUAAAUUUUUUAUUUAUUGUAAUUAUACGUGUGUGUGUGUGUGUGUGUGUGUGUAUGUAUGUAUAUAUAUGUUGUAUAUAUGUAACGUCAUUCUAAGUGUAUUUUAAUACUAAUAUAUGUACUUAUAUUAACAUUAAAAUACACUACGUAUGACGUUAUAUAUAUAUAUAUAUAUAUAUAUAUAUAUAUAUAUAUAUAUAUAUAUAUAUAUAUAUAUAUAUAUAUAUAUAUAUUAAUUACACACUUAUUUUAUUUUAAACAUGUUUAAUAUUUUUUUUUUAAUACUUCCCACCAGCAGGGGGACUUUCUGACAUUUCAGACAGUCCCCCUGCUGCAGAUCCACAGCCAGCUAUAGGGGGCCAUGUGAUCACUCUUUGAGAGCGAUCACAUGGCCCCCAGGUGCCUGAUUUGCCGGGGGAGGGCUGCCUGGGCAGUCCUUUCGAAGAGGAUCGCGGCGGAGGUAAGUAAAUUUUACCUCCUGCGGCUGAAAGCCAUUACGGCAUUCUAUGCUGCCGCAACGGCUUUAAAGCCCAUUUAAAUGGGGAUGGCAUAGAACGGCGUUAAGGGGUUAAACUUUCAAGGUAAACUGCAACAAUAUUGUGUAUAAAAACAUACUUCUUUGAAUAAACGAGCAGGAAGUAAUUCUGGACAACCAUCUGUGUCGUGUGUUAAUUGCUUCUCCAGGUGCCUGGUAUAAUUUGGAUUCCCAUGAAUAUAAGUAUUGGAUCCUUUGUCCAUGUCAGCUCCUUCCAGAGAUGUUAUUUUAUUUGCACAGCCAGAUGCAUUCUAAUCAUUCUCUCUACAAAGAGAGGCUGGAAAUGCUUGGCCUGGGGGGGCAAGUAGAAGUUAAUUGCCUUUUUUACAUCACAGAUCACAGUUGGUUUCAUACUCACAUGCAGUCUCAUCCUGCAGUCACAUGCAAACACCUUUAGGAACAUUAUAUAAGCUCAUCUUAGUCUGGCAGCCUGAUCAAACCCAAUACUUCAGACCACUGGUGAAUGUCUCAGCAGGCUAAUCCAAGCCUGGAUAGUAUCGAGAGCACAGCCCAUGCACUGACCCACAUAGUGUUAGGCUAUCAAAGACCAUGAACAACUCCUACCUGUUGGCUUACUCCUGCAGAACUGUGACAACAGACAUUCCAACACACUUUCAGAAGAAUGGGUUGCAGCCCACAUUCAUCUUGCCAGCCCUUCCAUUCUACUGGUCCAGGAGGCAACUGACCCCUGCCCUCCUUUCCAGCCCUCUAUGUCCCACAUUUAUACAGCUCAGCAGUACUCCAAAACCAGCUGAACUGUACUAUGUUAUUUCCAUAUAGAUGUUUUCACAAGGCUUUGCUUCUUUUUUGGGGGGGUUAAUCUUCUAAUACUCUCCACAACUGAAUGUUUUGACCAUGCAGCUCAAUGAUACUUGUGUCUAGCUUAAAUGCUCAGUGCUGCCUGAUUUACGUGAUAUUAUAUGCAAAACCUUUAUUUUAUUGUUGAGAAAAUCUGUUUUUCAGUCAUGCAUGUAGCACUGAAAUAUUAUUUAUAUUUAUUUAUUUAUAUAUAUAUAUAUAUAUAUAUAUAUAUAUAUAUAUAUAUAUAUAUACACACACACAACUACUUAUUUUCAUCUCUAUACAUUUGCUUUACAAUACUCACUGCCAUUAUUUAUAGUGUGUGUGUGUGUGUGUGUGUGUGUGUGUGUGUGUGUGUAUGUAUGUGUGUGUGUGUGUGUGUAUAUGUAUAUAUAUAUAUGUAUAUAUAUGUAUGUAUGUAUGUGUGUGUGUAUAUAUGUAUAAUUUUCCACGUCCUGCACUCACUGCUCCCGGUCUUGUAAACGCCUGGGUGCAAACUCCAACCUUCAGAAUAUAUAGAACCUUGUUGAAGUGCACUCGCAGGACUCCGUAGCAUUUCUAAUCGUGCUUAUUUAUUGAAGCAUCAACUAUUACAAAAAAAAUUCUACGUUUCAGUCUUAUCUGGACUUUUUUCAAGACAAUUUGAUGUUGUGAGGAAAUUCAUUACAUACCCUGUAGUAUAACAUGAUUGGAGGGUGAGAAGUGAAAACGAGGUUCAAUCAAGUAAUAAAUGACAUAUGGAAUGUGAAAAAAAGGAAGAAAUCUUAAGUGAGGCAAUUACCAACCCUCACUGAAGUGAAUAAUUAAGUGGGUGGUAGUGCUGAGACAUAAUGUCUAUAUACAAAUAAUUACAUAUUUACAACUAUAUACAAAAAUUGUAACAUAUUCCACACAGAGAAUAUGCAAGGAAUCAAUUACCGUGAACUAUUGAGCACUACUCCUAUGUUUAGCAAAUGUGUAAACGCAAAGGUGGGACAUGAUCUGAAGAUGCAAUUUUUAGGUGAUCACCCCCCUCUGUCAGUUUAGUAGUAAUUAUGUCGAGCUAUUGGUAUUCCUUUGACUUAUGAUUCAUUUGGUUGAAUAAAUCUGUGGAUCAUAACAACAAAUGUGUUAUACAAGAACUGUUUAAUUUUUGAACAUAGACACAAUUCAGCAAAUGUGUAAACGCAUUAUGAGUACAAUUUUUCCAUGUUAGUAAUGCAGAGAAAUCAAUUGCCUUGAUAUUGAUAAAUUCAGAUGAAUAUAACUGAUACUGAAAAGCACAUAGGAGUAGUGCUCAAUAUUUCAAGGUAAUUGAUUCCUUGCAUAUUCUCUAUGUGGAAUAUGUUACAAUUUUUGUAUAUAGUUGUAAAUUUCUAAUUAUUUGUAUAUAGACAUUAUGUCGCAGCACUACCACCCACUUAAUUAUUCACUUCAGUGAGGGUUGGUAAUUGCCUCACUUAAGAUUUCUUCUUUUUUUCACAUUCCAUAUGUCAUUUAUUACUUGAUUGAACCUCGUUCACUUCUCACCCUCCAAUCAUGUUAUACUACAGGGUAUGUAAUGAAUUUCCUCACAACAUCAAAUUGUCUUGAAAAAAGUCCAGAUAGGACUGAAACGUCGACAUUUAUUUUGUAAUAUUUGAUGCUUCAAUAAAUAAGCACGAUUAGAAAUACUACUGAGUCCUGCGAGUGCACUUCAACGUGUGUGUGUGUGUGUGUCUCCCCCCAUUAUUAUUUUACUAUAGGACAAAUAUUAUAGGGCUUCGAAAGUCAAAUAACAAAACUGUAGGAAAAGGUCCAUAAAUUAAAAAAAAAAAAAAAAAAAAACAGGAACAGAUACUAGGCUUUGAACGAAUUCCAAAAUAAUCAACUUUUAUAUUGUAAGUAAUUAACAGAACAUAAUCACACACAAAUAUAUAAUUUUAAAUAGUUUGCAUUUCUACCAGAUUGCAUUGCGUUAGCUCAUUUAUAGAAAUAAUGGUACCGACCAAUCCUAUUUUCAUCUAGUGCAUAAAAUCCUAGAAUUUUCUUUGACCAGUACCUGUAAAAAGUUAACCAUUUGAGUGAAACCAAUGGCUUGUAAUAUGUUCAUAUUUCCACGUGAUAUAUUUAUUUACCCUUUGAUUUGUGGAAGAGUGAGGAACACUGUUAUAGGAAAGUGUUUCUCAGCUAAUGUUUAUCAUAACAAUUGGGCACACACAUAUAAAGAGCAAUGGCUGGGCGGUAUUUUCAACGGUAAAAUGUUUGCUCCACUUUUAGAAUAUUGUUGAAUAACUCUCUUUAAAAAAGAUAGUGUAUUCAUAGCCCAAUUGUCUAACCUAACUAUAUUACGAAAUAUUUGUGAGGUUUUGUUUGAAGAACUCCAUUGGUGAUUAAUUCAUAUUUUAAUAGUUGCCCAGAAUACUUGGCUCAAAGGUGAAAAUUUAUCUCCAGUAGCCAAGUUAUGGAACAUGGUAACAUACCUUAUUACAUAAAGCCAUUAACUUUAGUAGGAUUAUAUGUAAGAUCACUGAGGUCAGAUUCUCAUCCAUCCAUACCCCUAUGCUACAUAUUUUAUCAUCUGUUUUAUUAUUUAUUGAUUCGUUUAUCUCCCUCCUUAAUAAAACAGUUAAUGGAUUAGUCAGUCUGCUCAGCAAAUCGGCUUGAAAAUUCCUCAGGUACCAUUGGGUUGCACAGGUUGAGUAACUGGUCGUAAACAUACUGUAGGGACAGUGAUACUGCUAUGGAAGUUGUUGCAUUGCUGGAUUUUUCCUGGGAAAGAUGACUGUUGGAUUAGGUCAUUGUUCUGUUUUUCGAGGACACUUUUUUAGUUUAUGUAGGGCUUCCAGAUGUCUCCUAAUAUCUAGAGAUAUGGCAAAUAAUGUGCUACACCUGCUUCUUCUGCAUCCAUGUCUCAAAUGCACACAAAGCCUUAUUUCUCUGCAUCAUUCUUCCACUUUUUUGGAGUUUCUUCUAGAAUUUUUAAGUCAUUUUAUUUUUUGCAUUUUGCAGCUUUGUUAAAUAACCAUCAUUGUGCUGUAUCACCUCUGCUCUCUGUCAAGCCUGCAGUAUGCACAGGUACAAGAAUUGUACUUGAAGCACAGGUCCUCUAGUAGCUCCUUGUGUAUGAUGCAUUUUCUUCUGCCAACAGACACUGGUUUAACUGGGACAUGAUCCAUGGACUUGCUGCGUUCCCUUGUUUCGGUAUCUUUGAUAAGAUAUGUUUUGACAGGGGGUACAGGAGAGUUACAGUAGCCGCAGUAUAGCCUGUCCUCCAAUGGUUGCCGACGAGCAGAUGUUAAAUACGCCACAAUGUUACUCAGACUGAGAUUUUUUUUAAGUUCAGGUCUUCUCUUGUAUCUCUCUCUGCACUGAGGGCAAGAGUAUUCUCUGUGUUUCUGCUCGUCCCAAUGUUUGUUAAUGCAGACCAAGCAGAAGCUAUGUCCACAGGUCAGUGUUACAGGCUCUGCGUAAAUGCUCAAACAAAUGGAACAGUUUAGCUCAUCCCUGAGAUUAGCAGACGCCAUCUGCGUAUCCAGUAACAGGCAAUUAAACUGGCUUCUUCUCUGUUUUCUUAUAAAGCCAGUUGAACUGUUUUUAACUUUUAUACACAGGGCGUGUGCAGAGUUUAUUGAGACCAUUCCCUUUAUGUUGAAAACCUGCACAAACCUGUAUUAUCUGGUAAGGAACUGGUAGAUUAUAAACCACAGCGGAUAGGUUUUUUUUUUUUUUUUUUUUUCAGCACAAGGUGUACACAGGCUUAUUUAACUGUGUGAGUACCAUUAGGGUUGCAUAAAAUAUUACCACUGUGGCUUUUGAAUUCAGGAACAUUUUUGCUAAACUAUCACUUGCUGGUUUUCAAUAAAGUUUCAUUAUUUAUACAAAAAAUAGUGUUAUUUUAAGUUUUUAUUACUUUUUCAAAAAUGUAUAUUUAGGUAGUUGCUGCUUUUUCUUUUAACUAAAAGAGGGGCUGCCACCUUUGUCUUCUCCACAACCAAGUAAGUAACAGCUCAUGGGAUUUGUGUGCUGCCAUUAGGUGCUGCAGGCCUAAUGUAGGUAUUCAAUUAAACCAUGUUUCGCUGGAAACACUGAAGAACAAAUUGCCGCUGGGGAGGGAGACUGACCAUCUUCGCUCCCAAUAACUCACUCUGCCACUGAUGAGGUGGGACGAUUCUCUCCUCUCCCUGAAGGACCAACUGUCGCUGGGAGGGAGGCUGUGUUACGCUACAGUGAUUUGGAUUUGAACUCAACUGCAGCUUGUAAACUCCCUAAUUACAAUUGUGAAGAAACGGAGAAUCUUUAAAGUAUCAAUACUGUAGCUUUAAGAAAAGAGAGAAUUGCUGGUAACUUGAUUCAAACAAAGUUUUAAUAAGUGUUAAACUUAAAUGAAUUGCAUUUAGGCAAUAAUCCAAUAAGAAGAAGUGCAAGUAAUCAACACAAAGUUCAUUAUUAAGUAUUUCCUCAGAGAUGCAUUAAGUAACAUUCUUUAAGUUCAUGAGAAUAAUCUUCAAUAGAAACAUUAAGCAAGUAGCUAAGAAUAUUUGCAAAGCAAGAACAGUUCAUAGUGAAUAAGCAUGAUGGGAGUUGUCCUCCAUAUAAUUAGUAGCUUGAAGCACUGAGUGUAUUUGCAAAGCAAGAAACAGUUCAUAGUGAAUAAGCAUGAUGGGAGUUGUCCUCCAUAUAAUUAGUAGCUUGAAGCAGUGAAGAUUUAGUAAGCAAGCAUUAGUUCAUUAUUAAAUGAUAAUGUAGACAAAUAGCUGAAAGAUAUACUUAAGGUUAAUGUGAGUAGUCCUCCAAUAGUUUAGGGCUAUGGUCCACUAGUAAAGUAAGUGAGUUUUCGUUCUCCAGUAAUCCUCUAUGACCUGAAGCAUACUUGUCUUAGUCCAGAAGGCUAGGAUGACUUCAGAGUUUAUAGAGCCGGCGUGUCCCAGGAGCUGGCGUGCAUAUUCGGAAGUAGGACCCACAUUGCCAGAGCCUGUGGAGAGGUAAGUCUGGCGGAAGUAGCUCCCAGUAUCACCAAGCACCCUCUCUCUGGUGCGGUCUCCCUAAAUACUGUUAGAGCCGCGUCAGAGGGGGGCGGGAUCCGGCUCCGCACAGCGGAGUGCCGAUCCCGGAAGUGUUACCGCAUGACAGGCUGAUACUCUCCCAUGGUUGUAAAGUCCAGCAAAUCACCAGUUUUAGGUGCCUGCUGCUGAACUGAGUCACACCGUCGUCGGUAGGCCUGUUCCAGCUCCCACUGGCUGGUGGCCAGAUGUGUCAGUUCCGGUACCAGCCCGGUAGCGCCUAAGAGAUCAAGCAUGUUUUUCCCUGUUGCCGCAGAUGAUCCAGAGUCAAAACGCUGCAGGACUUCCAAACUUUAUGUCCUCAAACACACAGGCCAGGUCCAUCGUAGUCCUCACCUUGAGCCUAUCAUCAUCAGCCAUUCAUUGGUAUUGCUGGACCGCAAACGGGUAUGCCUCUUACAGUCACAGUUCCCUCCCUACCAGGAGCCAGAGUUCUAUCAUUCACUCCUCCAGGGACUGCUCUCCCAGGAAAGGCAUGCUCAGAACCACUUGUUCAUGAGAGCACUGCUCUCAGCUUGGGAGACUCUCAGCUGAACGUGGACUCCCUACAAGACCUCAUACCAGAGUUCCUUCUGGAUUUCAUUCCUUCAGUCCAUGUAACUCUGUCGGGGUAGGGCCACAUUCCUGGGACAGAGCUGCUGGUAACAUCCACUGAAACUCCUCUUAUGGGGACGCUGCAUGGGUGCUAGCUUGCUACAUCUGCACAAAUUCCCAGAAGACGCGCCGGUGUCCAGGAACAUUUCCACAGUUGCUAGAAAGCCAUCCCAAAUGUGACAGAGCUCAUGUACUCCAACUGAGCACCUCUACUCAAUCCACUUCCUAGACGCUUGCCGGGAUCCUGGAACAGGUCAGCCCCAGUCGCCAAAGCCUGACUGAGAACACUCUGGAGCUCUUUCCUUCCAUGCAGUUAUUGUCCCCUCUGCCUCCUCCUCUGCAGCUUUUUCUUCCAGGUCCUUUUUCCCAGUCAGGUAUCCACACAUUUGCUUGUACUGUGAUCAGCUCUUGACAUUAUAGAACACUUGCCGCCCUCAGGCCUGGAUUUCCAUGGGCUAGAGGAAUCCUGCAGCCAGCCAGCAUUUACAACAACUUACUGGAAUCCCUAAAAAUCAAAAGGAACUCAGCUUUAUUUUAUUUAGGACUAGCCCAUAUUCUCGUUACAUUUAGAUCGCUGUGACAACUUCAAUAAAAUACAAAAACAAAUCCUAUCAGACAACAUAUAUGACCUUAUAAUAACAUAAUGACAGAUUUUAUAAAGGGGUGGGGAAACCAUAAAUAACACAAAAUAUCUCUUCUGCCUGCAGAAUUAGCAAUAUGCAAAUAUGCUUGAAUAAACAAAUUAACAAGUAUUCAGGUAGUGCAUAUAGCUGUUGCUACCAACAGUUGGCACUAUACUGCUUUAUAGCCAAAUCCACCUAGUUGGUAGCAAACUUCAGCAAGACAGGAGAACACACAAAGCAUUUAACAAUAAACAAAUGCGUUGCAUACAUCCUGCACCUAUAAUGGGCACAGGGUGACUUGGACAUAAAUAACAAUUUAGGAACCUUUUGUAAAGUGUCAUUCUGCUCCCAGUGAUGGUGACUACUGGCACAGUUACUCUUUAAGCUUGAUACAUUUUUUUUUUUGUUUUUGUUUUUUUAAAGCAGCAUGAUGAUGUAGACGCACGCUGUGAGAGGGGGGAGGUAGAGCUGGGCGCAAAGACAGGCAAGCAUUGUGCAGAGAGUGAUAGUGAUAGACCUGCGUGCCGUGGAAAAGACAGCGUUCAAGUGAGGAGCUGGCAGAGACCAUAGGCAGAGGCGGUGGUGUAUCCUAGAACUGCGGGACCGUGUGCAAUGCGACCGCUUUUUACAGCCCGGACAUCAAUCAGCCCUACACCAGACAGAAUACAGCACGCUGGAAAAAAAGACAACUGUCCCAAAUUGAAGGGAGGUCGGUAUAGGAGGCAGUGAGUUUGAAUAUCAGUAAAAAUACUUCAUACUUGAUAAGCUAAACUAUAGCUCAAUAAGUCUAAUCGAAAUAUACUUAAUGACACAACAAACUUGCAGUCUAAAAGAAACUAAAAAGUAAGUAAAAAUAUAUCCAUGCAUAAAGCACAAAAAAGUCUGCCUGCUGCUUAACCCUUUUAGGACCUCAGACAUAUCACGUACGUCCGAUAAAAAAACGUUUGUUAAUGACCUCAGAAGUACCUGAUACGUCCGUGGCGAAUUAGAGCGCUGGAAACGAUCAUGAUCGCUUCCAGCCACUCUGAUGGUAUUGCAGCGAUGCCUCAAAGUCGAGGCAUACUGCAAUACCCCCGUCGCUGCCGCGUGAUGGCUCUCCCAGAGUGGGUUGCUCCGCGUGGCGCCCGGCAGUAAGGCAGACCAUCGGAAGCCAUCAGACAGGCUUCUGAUGCUCUGCCUGUGCUGAGUAUCUCGAGGGGUCGAGGCACUCGGUGAAGAAUACAAUUAUAAAAAAAAAAUAAUAUUCACCUGCAGGCGAUCAGUCUUUCUCCACUGGGGGACUAUCUGACAGCUCAGACAGUCCUCCCUCGACAAAAUAGGAAAAAAAGAGGCUAAAAUUGAAAAGCGAUUCUUCUUCUUUUCACCACAUACCACUAACACAGAUAUGGAGAGAUCUUUAGUAAAUGAUCCAGAAGAGAACAUACCACCAGAAAUAGAGGAGACAAGAAAAGAGGAAAUAGUUCCAGCAGAAGAAGAUAAUCAAUCUGCUUUACAACAACAAUUAAUAAACCUAUAUGUAUGUUGGCACUCAAACUCAAAGUCAUGAUUUGAUUAGACACAGAGGCUCCUAUGAUUAUGCUGCAGCAAAGAAACAUUAUUUGAAAAAAGUUAACAUUUGAACAGGUAUAAACAUCACAAUGGUAAUGUCCGCCUAGCAACAUGAACCUUCAAUCAGUGACAUCCUUCUUCUAUAGUAGGCGGAGCAUCAAUGACCAUUUCCUCUUUCUUGUGAAUCCCGAAGAAUAAUUCAACUCUGAACAAGAAACGGAUAAAGAAAAAAACCGGAACUGUGCUUGUGCUUCAGAGACUUCUUUUAACCAAGUCACGCUAAAAGAAACAGGAAAAUAUUGUAAUGUCCAGAAAUAGAGGGUUGCCAGCAUAUAUAGAGGACUGAUUGUCUGAUUAAACAUUGGUAAUAAAUGUAGUAUGAGGAAACUACCAGCCUGAAGAUAACAGUGACAAAAAAGUCCAUCAUUAAAUACUGCCCUAGAGCCACGUAGGUAUGUGAUGGCAUCAGUAGCGUGAAAUUGAACUUACCAUGGGGAGGUCUAUAACUUACCUUAACCCACAUCCAAGCCGUUCAAGGGUGGGUGGGAUAAUACUUGCCUCUGUGUCUUUAAUAAAAUCAUGACUUUCCAUCAUUAUAAUAGUAAAAUCCUUGAAUUUUAUUAAAGACCCGGAGGCUCCUAUUAUGCUAUUUCAAAGCUGUGAUAUCACGUCUUUUGCGAAAUACUGGAUUGGUUUGAAAUAGAAGUUUAUGGAAAGUAUAUUUCGUGGACCAAUCAGCUGCUUUCAAAAUUUCCCCAAAACGACAACCAACAACGGAAGCUUUGGAGGCCAUGGCACCGCAAACUGAAUGAGGAGAUAAAAUGGAGGUAUCAAUGCCUGCCAAGCACAUGAGCCACUUGACCCAGCGGGCCAGGGUAGGAGAGGAUACCGGAGCAUGUGGUUUGUGAAAGGAGAUAAAGAGCUAGGGGUCCGAACCAGUCCGUAGGGUUGCGGUAAGAGCUUCGUACACCCUGAGACACGCUACCGAGCAGAGGAGCGGCUUUGUGGGGAAAGCCGGAUAUUGGACCGACCGGGAGGAUGAUUUUGUCCUCCGCGAGAUGUCAAAAACUACUCCGUCUGGGGAGAAGGAGCGGGCAUUGACAUCGAGUGGUCUAACGUCUGAUACUCCUUUUACAUGAGAUUAGGCACAACAGCAUGACCAGUUUAGCCGAGAGUUGCUUCAGGGAUAAAGCCUCGUUGUCUGGCCACAUAGCCAGGAAAUUCAAUACAAGGAAGACGUCCCAUAAGGAUGAGUAACAAGGUAAAGGUGGCCUUGCAAAGUGGAUGCCGGCGGAGGAGGUGACAGACAAGUGGGUGUCGUCCCACCGGGGUACCGUCAAUGCUGGUGUGGCCAGCUGAAAUCGCUGAGCGGUAGAGGUUAACCGUCCGAUAAGCUUUCCUAUUCUCAUAUAGGAAGGUUAAUAAUUGGAGGACAGUCGUCACAGGAGUUGAUAGGGGAUCCACACCCCUUGCCAUGCACCAAUCAUCCCAUCUGCACCGAGCAGACUUGUAAGACUGUCUCGUGCCGGGCGCCCUCAAUAAGUCGAAGAGUCGAUUGCGAAAGUUCCUCGAUUGCCCAGGGUCCCCGGAAAUUAGCCAUGCCGUGAGGGAGUGGGGGCUCCCGUCGGGGUCCCGCAAGAGGGAGUGGGAGUCCGGGAGCAGUCUUGGGCGAUCUAUAACCAACUCUAGUAACGUCGGGAACCAGGGUUGUGACGGCCAGAGGGGGGUUAUUAUCACUAGGCAACCCAAGUGGCAGUGCAGGCGAAGCAGGCAACGAGGGAUAAGGGUGAAUGGAGGGAAUGCAUAGUUCCUGGUGGUGGACCAGUCUUGGGAGAAUGCAUUCAUAGCCAAAGCUUUUGGGUCUGGCCUCCAACUGAAAAAGUUUGGAAGUUGGGUAUUCAAGCGAGAGGCAAACUGCUAUUGCUAGAGGACCCCAUAGGUCCCAGAUGUACUGGAAGGUUUGGGGAUCGAGCUGCCAGUUGCUGGAAUCCCGCAGAUGGCGGGAAUACCAAUCCACUGUAGUGUUGGACAACCCUGGUAGAUAUUCUGCUCUGACAGCAAUGUUGAGUUGAAGGCAAAAUUGCCAGAAGUCUCAAACCAGAUUUGCAAUGACUUUGGAACUCAUACCCCCCAAACAGUUUAUAUAACGGACAGCCGAGAUGUUGUCCAUCUUCAACAGAAUUGAGCACUGGGAAAGGGUCGGGGAUAGGCUGCGAAUCGCAAAGGACCCCACCAGGAGUUCUAAGCAAUUUAUAUGCAAGGUGGAUUCCAAUUCCAACCAUCGCCCGCCUGUGGAGACAUCUCCGCAACGAGCUCCCCACCCGUAAGAGCUCGCGUCUGACUCUAUGACUGCAUCUGGAGCCGAAUCGAAAAUGGUUUUGCCAUUCCACGCCUCCAUAUGUAGGAGCCACCAGUGGAGUUCUUCCUUUGCUUCUGCAUCUAGUGUUAGGGAAUCCUCGUAUGAGGCACCGCUCCUGAGAUAUGACACCUGUAGGCGUUGGAGGGCUCUGUAGUGAAGGGGGCCUGGAAAUAUGGCCUGUAUGGAGGCAGCCAGGAGCCCAAUGACACGGGCCAGGUGCUUGAGAGAUAAUUGAGGGGAGGCCAGAACACGCCUUAUCUCUUUUUUGAUAUUCCUCAUUUUGGAGGUAGGUAAUAAUAGGGUUUGCAUUACCGAAUCCACUAGGAGGCCUAGAAACUCUAUUUGCUGUGAUGGAACUAGUAAGGAUUUUUCCCAGUUGAUAAUGAAGCCCAGGUUCUGUAGUAAGGUUGUGGUCCAAUCGAGGUGAUUAUGAAGUAGGGGCACCGAUUGGGAUAGCAGUAGGAUGUCGUCUAAGUAAAUGAUUAGACAAAUCCCCCGACUGCGCAGAAGCGCGAUAACUGGCUUCAUGAGCUUGGUGAAGCACCAAGGCCCGGAAGAGAGACCGAAGGGAAGGCAGUGGAACCGCCAUUUCCUUCCUUGCCAUGUGAAUUGCAGGAAAUCCUGAUAGGCCUCCGCAAUUGGCACUGUUAGAUCGAGUUUUACCAUCCAGUCUGAUGGUUGGAGCAAAUCUCGUAGGCAAUGAAUGCCUUCCAUUUUGAAAUGGUGGUAGCUUGCAUAGGAAUUUAGUUGCUUGAGAUUGAUGACUGGGCGGGUUCCGCCACCCUUUUUUGAGGACAAUAAACAGGUUGCUCACAAAACCUGGGGCAUGUAUCGGUAUUUCUAGAAUAGCCCUUUUGAGUGCUAACUCUUGUAUUUCCUCGGAGACGAGGGUAGUAUCUGACUGGGAAAAAGCAAUCUCUGGGUGGGGAUUGCUGGAUAGGUAGGGAUAAAAAGUCUAUGAGGUAUCCGUGGACUGCACUGAGUAUCCAGGCAUCUGAUGUAAUGAGAGCCCAGACAUGGGAAAAAUGUGUGUCUGCCCCCAACUGUGAUAUGAGUAGAAAAACGAGGUAGGUAGCUUAACGUAAGGACGUCUUCCGGAAGGAGCGCCUCGUGAGCCUCUCGACAACUAUGGUCUGCCUCUUUGGAAAAAGAAGGUCGGAGUGGACCUCUGUUCUGGAAAGGGGGUUCUCCCCAUUUAGGAGCCUCGGUUCGUUUGGCGUGAACCUCUAUGAAAUCUGCCAGACAGACGGCCCCUUGCUCUGCCGGCCCCAGAAAAAUCCUUUGGGUGGAACACCCUUUUCAUGUGUAAAUGUGCCUUGUCCAAGGUAGUAAAUGUUUGGACAUAUGCGUCCAGGUCUUUGACAAAUGAAUCUCCAAAGAGGAAACCUGGCUUGAGGGCCUGGCUCUGUAAUUGCCAUGUUAAUGAGCUUAAGUGCUAUUUUUAAUAGGAUUGAUUUACGGCGCUCUGUGGCAAAAGCAGUAUUAGCAUUGCCAAUGAGGCAUAUUACUCUUUGGAUCCAGCCCCUAAUCGUGAGUUGGUCUAGGACCUCAUCUUGGGCCAAGGAUUCUUCCACAACUUCAAAUAUUUUGGUUGCUGGUCCCAGGAUAUCUAGUACCUUGUCUUGGCAGUUGUAUAGUGAGAAAUCUAAGCCCUUCUUAAGCUUCCAUCCAGUUUUGCUUAGGAACUGGAUAAUUUUGGGGUCAGUUUGGGGGGUCUUGCAGACCUCGUCAGGUGCAGUGGGGUGUGGGCAUUCUCCCCUUAGUUAAUUUCGGGCUGCCUUAUCUAGAGGCUUGCGGACCCGGGAUGCGACAUAUUGUGCCACAGGUUCAGCUUGUGACCAUUCCGCUGAGCGGGGGUGGCGUAAGUCAUUAGGUGCAAAUAAGAGUUCGCCCUGUGGGUCGAAUAUUUUGUCCUCUUUAUUUGCAUCCGAGUUAGAUGCGCCUGUGGUAUGUAAGUUGGCAGAGAUUUUAAAUCCCCACCAAAUCGUAGUCUGAUUCUGAUUCUAAGUCAGAUAAAUCAUUUGACUGGUUUGAUUCUAAUGAAAAUGCACUCUCCUCCUCUGAACUGAGUUCAGACUCCGUGUAAUCUGGUUGGGCUCUCUUGCGCAGUGGAUCAUUAUGCGCGCCAUCUGUGACAGGUUUAGAACUGUCCAUCUGUUUUUUGGAUGUGUGCUUUAUUUUAGCCGAGGGUGUGUAGGAUGAGAGACCGUGGGUAUCGCGGCUGUCAUAGCUGCCGGAGGGACCGUAGAUUGGGCUUGUAAUAUCGCCUGUGCAAAGGAUUUUGAUAUAGAUGAGGACACAAUGUCAAUUGCAGAUGCCAAAGCUUUUGACACAGUAGUGUCCAUAAUUGCCUGAAUUUCCUCAGAUGCUGGAAAGUCAGCCUCGUCCCCAACAAACAUAUGAGGCAAAUUAGGGAAGUUUGGGGGUUAGAUUGAGCCCCAGAUGGCCCAGGUAAUUCAUUGGGUGACUGCGUACUAAUGCAGAGAGUAAUGGUAGUAAAGCAGUGAUAUUUUAUUAAAAAGAAAUACAGAUGAACUGGGUUUAGUAACCCAGAAAAUAAUUGCCUAUAGUAAAUGCAGAAAUAAAGCGUUUAUGACAAAUCAAGUACUCACAGCCACUAAAUGGGGGGAGAUUAUAGAAUAGAUAACCGUCCGCCACUAAAUCUGGACACCAACUCCGACCAGAGGACGGAGUGGGCGUAUCAGAGGAAAAAGGGCGGGAAGGGCUUGAAGAAAAUGGCUGCCGCGGAAAUAACGGACAUCAGAAGAUGGCCGCCAUGGUAAAAAUCAAAGCGCAAGGGAGAGCGAGGUGACCGCAGUGAGCAUCAGCACAACAAGCAUGCCAGAAAGCUCAGCAACAGCUGAACGCGCGAUCGGAAUCAAGUCCGAAUGCACGCGAAAGCCGGACUGAAAGAUGGCCGCUGGGCGUCUCCGACAAGACGUGCAUGCGCGGCUGAACGGGAGCCCGAUCCCCCGUGAGAAGCGCAUUGGCCGGAACAGAAACAGGCAAACUAACAAAGCACUGAAAAUAUUGAAUGGACUAUAAAUGUGGAAUGCAGGAAUUCCUGUCACAAUAUUAAUUAAGCAGUACAGAAUUAAGUGAAACUAUCAAGGUACCACAUCAAUAAGGACGAACAUUUAAAGGUACCACACAGUAACUGAUUUAGGUUAAAUAAACAUGGUAUAAUCAGAGACAAAUAACAUAUAAUACAAUCAUAAUAGAGGUGUACUUAAUUUAGGGAAGCAGCAAAGAAAGAGGAAAUGGUCAUUGAUGCUCCGCCUACUAUAGGAGAAGGAUGUCACUGAUUGGAGGGUCAUGUAGCUAGGCGGACAUUACCAUUGUGAUGUUUAUACCUGUUCAAAUGUUAACUUUUUUCAAAUAAUGUUUCUUUGCUGCUGAGCGAAUUAAAGAAAGAUUGCAGCAUAAUAAUAGGAGCAUCCGGGUCUUUAAUAAAAUUCAUAUUAUAUAUAUAAGAUCAGUGGCAAUUCAUAGUGCAUCACUUCAUACACUUAUGAAUAGAAAAUAACUGAAUUCUUAUUAUGUACAAAAUCAAAGGCAUAAUCCAGAUUAUAUAUAACAAUCAAAAAAAGAAUUCUUAAUUAGACUAAAUGGGGAAAAAAAAAGGUCCUGAAUCCUGACCACAUUAAAGGAAGUUAUUGUAAUAGCAUUAAUAGUGUUAUUAUAUUGUUGAAUAAUACUGUGGGUGUAAUUUGCUUUAAUUUACUUUAGGUAAUUCCAAGGCCUUAAUGAAGUGGUCUGGGUGCCAGGUCCAGCUAGGGUUAACUUUUUUUUUUUAUAUAAACAUAGCAGUUUCAGAGAAACUGCUAUGUUUAUAAAUGGGUUAAUUCAGCCUCUAGUGGCUGUCUCAUUGACAGCCGCUAGAGGGCUUCCGCGCUUCUCACUAAUAACUUCAAGCUAAUAACUUCAAGCAAGCCUUUGCAUUGGCUAGGCACCACCUCAAGGCGCCGUGGGGGUGGAAGCUAUAAGCAUCCAUCCCUGAGAAGCAUCCGCUUUAUCGGCCCUCAGUGCAAGGUUUGCAAAGUUUUACAUCUAAAAGACCCUAUUCUACCUAAGUGAACAUUUUUUUUUAUUUUUUUUGUAAACUUUUCCAUAAGAGUGUCCCUGGGCUAGACUACAGAAAAGAAUCUCCAAAGUGUGUAUACUUGCGGUGUCUGGCAUUCUCCGCAGUGAGCAUCGUUGACUGCAAAGUGUAUAUAGGUCCUCUAUUUGCAGGCCUUCUUCCAUUCCAGUGACUAUCUCUUGAGUCUGGUGUUGUUGCUUGUGGUCUCAGGCAUAGAAAGUCCCCAGGUGUGUGUCAGGGAUCUUACUGAAUUCUUAUUAUGUACAAAAUCAAAGGCAUAAUCCAGAUUAUAUAUAACAAUCAAAAAAAAAUUCUUAAUUAGACUAAAUGGGAAAAAAAAAGGUCCUGAAUCCUGACCACAUUAAAGGAAGUUAUUGUAAUAGCAUUAAUAGUGUUAUUAUAUUGUUGAAUAAUACUGUGGGUGUAAUUUGCUUUAAUUUACUUUAGGUAAUUCCAAGGCCUUAAUGAAGUGGUCUGGGUGCCAGGUCCAGCUAGGGUUAACCCUUUUUUUAAAUUUAUUUAUUUUUAUAAACAUAGCAGUUUCAGAGAAACUGCUAUGUUUAUAAAUGGGUUAAUUCAGCCUCUAGUGGCUGUCUCAUUGACAGCCGCUAGAGGGCUUCCGCGCUUCUCACUGUGAUUUUCACAGUGAGAAGACGCCAGCGUCCAUAGGAAAGCAUUGUGAAUGCUUUCCUAUGGACUGGCUGAAUGUGCACGCAGCUCCUGCCGCACAUGCGCAUUCAGCUGAAGUGGAGGCGGAGAGAAGGAGGAGAGCUCCCCGCCCGGCGCUAGAGAAGUAAGUUUAAGUUUAACCCCUUCCUUUCCAUUCAACCAUGGCGGGUGGGGGCACCCUCAGGGCACUAUAGUGCCAGGAAAGUAUAUUUUCCUGGCACUAUAGUGACCCUUUAAAUAAGAAAAAAGCUGAAAAAAGAAAAUUGAAAAAAAUAAGAAAAACUCAGGAAGAAAUAUGCAGUAUACAACAGGCUUGCAGCCUUAAAAAAACAGAAAAAAAAAUAUAUACAAAAAAGAAAGUCCCUUUUUAAAUGGUCUUCUGAGUACCAUUACCAGUACUGAGUACCAUCUGAGUAGUGGUCUUAUUUAAGGCUUUGGAAUUACCUAAAGUCAAUUACACCCAAAUUACAAGUUGGUGAAAUAGUGUUUGAGUAACAGGAUCUGCAUGGUUCGCAGUGGGUAUAGAAGUUUAGGAAGCAACGACAUUUUAAAUACCGCAACCCUCCCCUGCCUGGAUAAGAAGUCCCCCUCCCAUGCUUGGAAGGUUUGUACAAACUCUUGUGGAAGUCUAGUGUAGUUUUGUGUAAAUAAAUUAUGUUCUGUUUUUGUAAUUCGUAUGCCUAGGAAUGUGAUCUAAUCUUGUCUCCAGUCAAAGUGGGAAAGCCUGUUUCAGGUAGUCUAUAGUGCCAUGGUCAAUACCGACCCCUAGUGCUUGUGUCUUAAUCACGUUCAAUUUAUAAUAAAGGUUUCCGUAUUCCGAAAUUAAGUGCAUUAGAUUGAGAGUGUGAUGCAGGGCUGGAUCAGGAUCAACAGGAUGUCACUGUGAACAAAUUUGCCUAAUACAUCCUGCCGCCAAUCUAUAUUCCGUGAAUGGAUGAGGUUUUCUCUUAUCAUUGCCGCCAAUGGCUCCAGCACAUACAACAUUGGCGACAAGGGGCACUCCUGCUGGGUCCCGUUGGUGAUGGAAAAUUUGUCUGAUAAAAAUCCUGCGUUUGGCACCUGGUCCGCUGGUCGGGAAUAAAGUGCUUCCGGUAUUCCAAAUUUGCACACGGUAUCUUCUAGAAAGCUCCAAUUUAACCGAUCGAAGGCUUUCUCUGCAUCGAGUGAGAGGAAAAAGUCCACGUUUCCCCGAUCUUUUUUUUCAGGCUUUGUAAGAUACUCAGCACCUGAGGAUUAUCUGACCACUGUCAACCCUUCACAAAGCCCACCUAAUCGUCAUGAAUAAUGCAUGGCAAAAAUUAAGUAGGUAUAUCGGCCUAAAGUUUUGAGGGGAGGUUGGUGGCUUGCCUGGUUUGGGAAGGGUAACAAUGUGUGCCAGCAAGAUUUCUGGAGGUAGCUGUUGUUUCGAGAGAGCCUCGUUAAAGACCUGCAUCAUUUGUGGGGCUAGAAUGUCUUGUAAUUGUUUGUAGUAGUCUUUAGUGAAGCUGGGCGCUCUGCCAAAUUGGAGGGACUGAAUUGUAGAUCUGACUUUUACUGAGAUGGGUGCUGUUAGGGAUGUUUGCUGUUGGGGGGGAUAAGCCUCGGUAGGGACAUCGGCGGGGGUCUCAGGUAAGCGACUGAAGGAGUUUUCACCCCUUCAGCAACCGGAGAUUGGGAGGUGGGAGGGGGACCUGCAGUGCCAGGAAAAUGGAUUGUUUUCCUGGCACUGGAGAGUCCCUUUAAUCUUAUAAUUUGUGCGAUUUGUUCCCUCAUGUCACAUGUUCGUCCUCACCUUGUGGUGUCCGUGAGGAAAGCUGCCUUUCUGGCACUGGUAGAGAUGCUAGUCGGCGGCCCUGUGCCAGUGUAUUUGGCUCCUGCGGCAUGCUGAAAGAUGCCAGCUGCUGCGGAUCCAUACCAAUUUGUAGCCCCACGUCCGUCCACGAUAUUGACUAUGUCAACGGAUACGGCCAAUCAGAUUUAAAGGCUACUUAUUUAAACUCCUUUCUUGCCUUCUCUCAUUGCCCUGUCGUGGUUUCCCUUAGUGGUUGUCCGAGAGUGUGUUCCUGAGCGUUUAUUUCUGGUUAUUGACUUUGGCUUCGUUUUGACUUCCCUGUAUUCUGGUAUCCUUGACUUUUUUGGCUUUCCCUCAUCGUUGCGUCUCAUUCUGUGUCCCCGACCUCGGCAAGUAUUCAGACUAUUCUCUAUUACGUUAAGUCCAGGCAUUCUAAGGCCCGCUAUGAUGUUACCUUUAGUCCUAGGUGGGAUUAUAGUUCUGCGUGCUGGAUCAACUAGUAAUCCUAACACCUCAGAAGCGAUGUUGGGCUGAUUUGGUUUUGUGAAUUUAGUGUGUAGAGCUCCCGCUGCCACUGCAGCAACUGCUUCUUUGCCUGUUUGUGGAGGUGCAAGGCUCUUUUUAUAAGGACGCCUCUGUUGACUGAUUUGUGUGCCUGCCAGUUGGUGUGUUGCUGCACGUCAGGGGUGAUGUUAGUAAUUUUGAAUGUCUACUGAGAGUUGUCGGGAGAAGUUAGGAUCUCUUAAAAUAGACUUGUUUUAGUCUCCAAGGGCUACGAUUUUUGAAGUCGUACAUGUCUUUUAGGGUUAGAGUGACCGGUGCAUGAUCUGACCACAAUAUUUGUCCCACUCUACUUUCGAACACUUGGUCUAAAUCAGAGCCCUUCACCAGGAAUCUAUCAAUCCUCAAGUACGUGUUGUGAUGUGGGAGAAAUAAGUGUAUUCUCUGUCCGUGACAUGAGACACUCGCUAGGCGUCGAAAUAGUGGUGUAGUGUAAGUAAUUUCACCAUGGCUCUGCGUUGUCUCUGGACCUUGGGCUGUGCGGUGACAGGGUGGUGUCAAGGGCUAUGUCUAACACAUGAUUAAAAUCCCCACAUCAAAUGGUGAUGCCUUGUUGAAUUUUUUUGUACUUUAAGGCUGACUUUGUGUAUAAAAUGUGGCUGUUCCAUAUUAGGUGCGUAGACAUUCACAACUGUAUAUAGUAUUACAUUUUCCAACAAAUAUGACAUAUCUGCCGUUUUCAUCUAUAUCAUUUGUGCAUAAUUCAAAUGAUAUGUGUCUACGAACAGGAAAUGAACCUCCCUUAGAUUCCCCAAAGCGCUGUGGAAUUUGUUGUCUCUAUAUAAAUAAUAACAUAAUAAUAAUUUACUUUGUGUUGUGGAAUGGAACUGGUGUGGGUGCGUGUUUGUCAAUAUAGUUGGGUGUGCGUCCUUUUUAAAGUGGGUUUCCUGCAGGCAGACCAUGUCUAUAUCAUGGGUUUUUAGAUCUUUCCCUGAUUGAUGUCUCUGCACUGAGAUAUUUAAUCCCCUUACAUUAUGGCUGUAAAUUUUCAUGGGGGUUGAGAAAAAACGAAUAUAUAACUGUCAUGUUAACGUCUCAUGUGGGGCUGUCGCCUUUCCCAGCUCUAUCAAGCCAGGCGACCUCCUCCUUCUGGGUCCCCUCUGCACUUCCCUUGAUGUUAAGUGUGCUCAGCGUUACCAGCGCUGAUUUGUCUAGGGGCAGUGCCCCAAUAUUGUAUAUCUCAAAGGUUAAAUCUGUGACCUGGUUGCCUUGUCUCAAUGCCCCCUAAUGCUGUACAUAAUACAUGCAUACCCUCCAAAACAAAACAGAAUACAAUGAAAACAGUUAUAUAACCGUGAAAUAACUUCAAGCAAGCCUUUGCAUUGGCUAGGCACCACCUCAAGGCGCCGUGGGGGUGGAAGCUAUAAACAUCCAUCCCUGAGAAGCAUCCGCUUUGUCGGCCCUCAGUGCAAGGUUUGCAAAGUUUUAUAUCUAAAAGACCCUAUUCUACCUAAGUGAACAUUUUUUUUUCUUUUUUUUUUUUAAAACUUUUCCAUAAGAGUGUCCCUGGGCUAGACUACAGAAAAGAAUCUCCAAAGUGUGUAUACUUGCGGUGUCUGGCAUUCUCCGCAGUGAGCAUCGUUGACUGCAAAGUGUAUAUAGGUCCUCUAUUUGCAGGCCUUCUUCCAUUCCAGUGACUCUCUCUUGGGUCUGGUGUUGUUGCUUGUGGUCUCAGGCAUAGAAAGUCCCCAGGUGUGUGUCAGGGAUCUUACCUGAGAUGGGAGUCUAGUGCAGAUAUGUUUGCUCAACCUUGCAGAUAGAUACAGUCCAAGGUGACCAGAUAAGAAGCCACCUGGACUGUGAAUCUGUGCACGGGGGCUGUGCAGGAAAGGAUUUCAAUGCAGUACCGACAAGGACAUAAACAGCAGGAUAGUCUAGGGAUAGCCGAAGUCAAAGGAUGCCAGAGGUCAGGAUUAACAAAGUCAGAAGCCAGGGGCAAUAUGGAGUUGAAGAUCAAGAGACUGGAACACAGGAACUGAACACACCAAUAGGAUCAAAGACUUGAUAAAGUUCACAGGGCGAGGCUGUGUUUAUAUACCCUGCUGAUGACUGAUCAGAGUCAGGUCAAGCACUGCAAUAGGCUAAGUCCAGUCCCCAGUGUUGCAGAAAAGCAAGGAUGAACAGGACUAGAAAUAUUUCCAAGGAUUAGGAACUACUGUGGUUUAAAGGUAGAUAGCAGGUCCAGAACCACAAAGUACCCAGGUUCAAAUCCUCUGUUGGGCACUUCUGGGGCGACCACGUCUGACCGUGUGGGUGUCAGAACCGUGACAGUGUGUAGUGUGCGGAGUUUUAAGUACCCUGAUCUUACCCUCACGGAGAAUGUUUAGUGGGGUAAUUAUUGUGGACCUCCACCUGUUCCACCAUUUUGUUUUUCACUGCAGACGUGAGGUCACCCAAGUCUUCUAAAUCUCGCCUUAAGUCUUGGAAAGAUUUUUGCAGGGUAGUCUGGAGUUUGGUUGUCAUGCCAUAAAACAUGGAUUGUAGCCCCUCCGUAGUAAGCGCUGCAUCCGGGAACUAUAGCUCCAAGGCUGUGUCUGUGUCCGUAUCGGCGCCAUCUUGGAUUUCCUCCCGGUGCGUGGAACCUUUGUUUUGGCUCGUUUUUUGCCCCGACAAUUUUUUAUUUUUUUCGUGCCUGUCCGCAUCUCUCUUGCUUUUGUGCUGGGACAUGUUCAGGGUAGCUGUCUGAACCUGUUCGGUCGAUUCUGUGUGCUGCGGGAGGGUCAAUUCUCUGCAGAGCUAGCAGUGCAUGCGACUUCUCAGGAUCAGGUCCAGGACACGCCUCCCCAUCUAGAGUCGUUUUUUUUUUUUUAAAACAACUUUUUUGUCAAACUAGCCAUUACUCAAGAGGAUCAUCCCCAAAUAUGGGAUAGAAUUCAUAGGACGAGAAGAUUCCCUAACUCGGCGCAAGAACCACCAUGAGAUGUAUUAAUUCAAGUAUAACCUCACGAAUGAAAUACAACAUCGUAAAAGCCAUGAAAGAUGUUUCACUAUCAGACCCAUAUAAAGAAAUAAGAAUUCUACUUGAUCUAUCCUUUUUUUACCAGAUCUGAAAGACGCACAUUUGCAUCUUUAACAGCAAUUCUCAGAAAAAAGGACAUUAAAUACAGAUGGGGAUUUCCAGUUAAAGGACCACUAUAGUGCCAGGAAAACAUACUCGUUUUCCUGGCACUAUAGUGGUCUGAGGGUGCCCCCACCCUCAGGAUCACACUCCCGCCGGGCUGGAUAGCAAGGAAAGGGGUUAAACUUACCUUUUUUCCAGCGCCGGGCGGGGAGCUCUCCUCCUCCUCCGUCUCCAAUCCUCCUCUACGGCUGAAUGCGCAUGCGUGGAAGGAGCUGCGCGCGCAUUCAGCCGGUCUCAUAGGAAAGCAUUUACAAUGCUGGCGUCUUCUCACUGUGAUUUUCACAGUGAGAAGCACGCAAAUGCCUCUAGCGGCUGUCCAUGAGACAGCCACUGGAGGCUUUAGAGGCUGGAUUAACCCAUUUAUAAACAUAGCAGUUUCUUUGAAACUGCUAUGUUUAUAUAAAAAAAAAAAAGGGUUAAUCCUAGAAGGACCUGGCACCCAGACCACUUCAUUAAGCUGAAGUGGUCUGGGUGCCUAGAGUGGUCCUUUAAGAUAAUUUUCACACAUGACCAUAUAAAGCUAUUAUUUGACACUCAGGAAAAAUUAAGGACUUGGAUUGAGGAAAACUGACUUAACAAAUACGACAUAGAAAGAAUUGAAGAACAAUAUAUUGCUGAUUGAGAUAUUUACUGUCUCCAAGAGACGCACUGAAAUUUAAUUAUCUUGGCCUUGUAAAAUAAAAUAAAAGAGGGUUUGCAAUCUUAUUUCCCAGUGCAUUUAAUAGUAAUAUCAAAUAUGUAGAAGGGGGGGAGGGUGGAGCGAUGACAUAGCACGCAUGCUACGCUUGCGGCUUUAGGAGCAGGAGAGGAGAAGAUGGAAGGAGAAUGCCACGGACGCCAGCUGGAAUACACUUAGCAGAAAGUAUUGGGUUAUGCUGACUGAUACCGCUAAGUCACUUAGAGAGUCUAAGCAUGAAACAAUUAUCUGAAGGGGAACAUCUAUGAAGUAAUUGUGCCGGCACUUCUACUUCAACCGGAGUACACGUGCAUACUGAGCCGAUAGAAUAAGAAGGAGGGCUGUGAACCUUUUACUGCUAAUACUGAUGCAAGAGCCUAAACUGUAAGGAGGAUUUUGUCUCUGAUGAAUGCAAGGGGUCGUAUGUAUUAAUUUCUUGGACCCGGCUGUGAAAUAUUUAGUGGUUUAAGUAUUAGGUUGGGCUUGCAACUAUUAUACCCACUGAGUAUCUCUGAGGUUACAUAGAAACAGACACUUUCCCUUCUAUUGUGCCACAGAGAGGGGGAAAAAGGGGAAGGAGAAAAAAGGGGAAAAGAAAAGGAAAAAUAGUUAAUUUAUAGUGUUUUUGUGGAUUGCUUCAUAUAGCCUAAACAUUGCACUAGAACUUCAUAGUGUUUUAUGGAUGCUCUGUACGGAUAAGAGAGCAGUAAUCUAGCACCUAUACAUGGCUAAAGGGGGGGAGGGGGGUAGCAGGCAGGGUUAACCCUAGAUGGACCUGGCACCCAGACCACUUCAUUAAGCUGAAGGGGUCUGGGUGCCUUUAGGGUCCUUUUAUGCCAAAGAGGCGAAAAGGAGAAGGAAGGAAAGAAAGAAAGAAAGAAAGGGAAAGGUAUUGUAAGAUAUAUAAAGGAAAAUUACAUGGGGAAAAAAAAAAUAACACACAUAAAAGACUGAGAAAAGUCUGAAAAACUUCUCUUAAUUAUUACUAGUAUUGAAAUCUGCAUACUGCUUUAAGGGUGCUCGUUGUGGCUGGGCUGAAAGUAAAUCAAUAUCUACACAUGCUAUAAGAACUAAACUGGUUGUCGCUGGAAUCAGGAUGCACCCUUCAUCUUUCCAGCCUUGUGUUUAAGAGCUUUUCUGGGAAGCUCCCACUGUCCCUGAGCAGACUGCUCUCCCCAGCUUUUCCCACCUCUUAUAACCUCCGAUCCAGUACCAGCACUUUUAAUCUACCUCAAUACAAAAAUAAAGCAGCCUGAUCUUCCUUUUCCUACAGAGCAACGCAAUUAUGGAACGACCUCCGGCACAGUUUCAAAUCUUCCCCAAACCUAAAGUCCUUUAAGAGAACCCUCUCUACAUACCUCAAAACAGAAUGCACGUGUCAUGGUUGAUUAUAUAUUUCCUACCUGUUCUAUGUUAAAUUUUGUAUAUAUUGUGUAUUAAUAUUGUUUUUGUAUUUUAUUGUACCCUAUUGUAUCAAUGCAAUGUUUUGUGGACCCAGGACAUACUUGAAAACGAGAGAAAUCUCAAUGUAUCUUCCUUGGUAAAAUAUUUUAUAAAUAAAUAAAUUCCAAACCCACCCCGAAAAAAAAAAGGGGAAAUAUUGUAAAGCUAUAAAGAAAAUGCAUAAGAAAAGAAAAUACAUAUAAAAGACUGAGAAAAGUCUGAAAAAUAUCUUCCAAGAAAUAAGGAUACAUAGGAAAGAAGGGGGAAGAAGCGAAAACAGUGGAGUUAAACUAAUAUAUAAAUCGCUUGGAUUACUUAGGACCUCCUGCUAAUUCCUUUGUACACUUUGUUUAAAAAUACUGCAAUAAUUUGGCUCUGAACUGUAAGGUUCCGAAGAAACCAAAAACACCAAAAAGAAAAUGGAAAAUAAAAACGAGCUAAUGGAAAAGUGAUUCUUUUUUUUUUCUUCAAUCCAUGAAAAUAGGAGAAUAUAAUAAUCCUUUAGAUGAAACAAAGAAGAGUGUGGAACAAGAGAGAGCAGAAAAAGCAUCUACAACUAAUGAUUGCCAACAAUUGACGGUAGAUCUACUAAACAGCGCUCUAGAAACACAAUUUACAAAGAUCUAAAAUUAAAUUCAACGCUUUUCAGAAGUUUAAAAAUGACCUAAUCAAUACUAACAACAAAGUAAAUGAAAAUUCUGAAAGAAUAAAACAAAUCGAACAAGGAUCAAUAAAAAGAUGCAAAAUGAAAUGGAAAUAAUAAAAACUAAGAUUUCCCAAAUGGAGCAGAAACAGGCGGACCUAUAAGACAGGUCACGCCGCAAUAACUUAAAAAUCAGGAACAUUCCAGAAGAAAUAACUCCAGAAAAAAUGGAGAAAAAAGAAGUUGUAAAUAACUUUUUUGAUAGCUUGCACUUUUGGCCCUUUAAUGGAGUGCUGGCACAGGAUACCCAAAGUACUUGUCAAUAACCAUCCCAAGAGAUGUUAUGAUCUGCUGCUCAUCUUCUCAAAUUAAAUCUGCUAUAAUUAAUUAAAUUAGAGAACACAAAGCAAAAGCACCUUAUGAAAAAAAGGUAUAUUCAGAUCUGUCAACCUACACAAGGCUAAAAAGAAGAUCUUUCGCAAACUACACAGAAAUCUUCAGACUUAACAAAAUACAAUACAGAUGGGGAUUUCCCGUAAGACUUCUGAUCCAUAAAGACUCGAAGAUAUUCACAAUGGAUUCUCCAGAAAAAUUGAAAGGCUGGCUCCAAGAGAGACAUGUGAUUACUGAACCCGACGGCAAUAAUCAAGUUACAGGAGAGAAUAGAGCGAAGAAUUUGGGAAGAAAUUUAAGAAAUGAGUAAACACACACACAGGAGGAAUUUUUUUCAGUAAUGGAGGAAGGGAUAACAGAAAAGGGAAGGGAAUGACCUAGAAUAACACGAAAUAAGGAAGCAGUGUCUCUUUGAUCACCCUGUACUAAGGUUUAAGGUAGAUAUAGUUUCACAUAGAAGACCGAUGAAGGAAGAAGUGAUUUGGAUAUAUAGAGGAUAAAUGCACGAAAAUAUUGUGUUCGACUAUCACCAUUAUAUAAAGAAACAUGGUAUUAAUAGAAAAAUCUAAUUAUUUAGAUCGUUCGUAUGACAAAAAUGUAUUCACAUAAAACUGUUAGUCUUGUUAAGCAAAUUUAGUAUAUAAGGCACUGAUAAGAAAUAUAUUAGUUAUUGGCACAAAAUAGUGGAGAGGAAGAGGGAAAAGGAGAGAAAAUAAAGACACACUACGGUUAUAGUAAAAGUUACGUUUAGGAAAAAUUUGGGUAAAUAUAGGAUUGUUGUAUUAAACUAUUGUGUUUUUUUUGUAAUAUAAGGAAUAUUGCAUGCAUAUGAAGUAUGUGUAAUUACGUUUAUAGAAGAAAAGAAAAUUAUUAUUUACAUAAAGUGUCAAGUGUCUAUAUCUGGCCUUUGGGAGAGAAUAAACAGGAUAAAACAGGACAAAUUAUAUGGAUGGGAGACUUUAACUGUGUAAUAGACCUUAAACUUGAUAAACAGACAAUGAAAAAUAGACAGUUAGAUAGAAAUACCUAUACACAAGCUUCAAAAUUUCAUUCCUUUGUCCAGGGAAAUGUUCUAUAUGAUACUUGGCGCACAUUUCAUGAUAAUGUGCAAGACUAUACGUGUUUCUCGAAAACGUACUCGGCAUAUUCUAGAAUUGACUACAUCCUGACAGAAAGAAACUCAAUACAAAGAGUUAAUAAAAUAGAUAUCAAAGAAGUUACAUGGUCAGACCAUAAUAUAAAUAUUAUGGAACUAAAAGAUAAUUUUACCAAAAAGCGACCAGAAUGGAAACUUAACAGAUCACUAUUGGAAUCCCUACAAAAUAAGGAGUUGAUUAAAAAAAAAAAAUAUUAAGCAAUAUUUCCAAGAAAAUUCCUCUAGGGAGGUAUCCAAUAAUUGUAAUGACUGCUUUUAAAUGUGUAAUCUGAGGCCAUUCUAUAAAUUUAGCUUUUCAAAAUAAGGAAAACAGAAAAAGUAAUCUCUCUAUAUAUCAAACUGGCAAAUUUGUCACAUAUCAACAAAGAAAGUCCUUCAAGUGAUAACUCGAAUCAAAUUAAUGACAUUAAAAAAUGCAUUAAUGAAAAAAUAAUGCUUGAAACUUCCAUGAAAUUAGAAAAACUAAAGCUUAUCACUAUUACAAGAGCAAUAAAGUGGACACGUUUCUAACAAAUACGUUGAAAAACAUCCAAAAAUCUAUAUCUAAGAUAAUAUAUUAUGUCACCUGAUAAAAUGGCAAACGCUUUUGAAAGAUAUUAUAGUGACUUAUAUAACAUCAGUUCUAAAGAGCCCCUGCGAAACAUAGAAUCUUACUUUCACGGGAAGGAAUUUAAGAAAAUAACUGCCCAACAGUUAGAAAAGCUAAAUGUACCAUUUUCAAGGGAAGAAAUCAUAGAGGGUAUUGAUCACUCAAAAUGUAACAAAGCACCAGUACCUGAUGGUCUGACAGCUAUAUUUUAUAAAUCCUUUAAAGAAGACCUGGUUCCAUACUUACAUACUACCUUUAAUAAGUUCGCAGAAAAAGGCAGUCUACCUAAAGACCUAAUAAGGGGAAAUAUUGUCACUAUACUAAAGCAAGACAAAACCCCCCAUGAUGUUAAGAGCUAUAGACCCAUUUCUCUUCUGAAUGAAGAUCGAAAACUUUAUGCAGGCAUUAUGGCACACAGACUAAAUUCCUUUAAAUCUGAUAUAAUCCACAUAUAUCAGGUAGGAUUUUUUCCAGGAAGGACAUUGGCUAAUCAUAUACGCACACUAUCUAAUGUUUUUGAGAUUGCCAACAAAAGAGGGGUUCCGUUGCUGGCCCUGUCUUUGGGCGCAGAGAAAGCCUUUGACAGGGUCAGCUGGGAUUUCCUAUCAAAUACUUUAAAGGAUUUUGGAUUGUCAGGCAGGAUACAUCAGGCCAUUAUGGCGCUAUACUCGAAUCAAACAGGGAAAGUAGAAGGUCAGGGCAUCCUUUCUGACUCUCUUAAAUUAAAAAAAACUGUACCAAACAAGGCUGUCUGCUUUCUCUGCUUCAUUGAAGUAUUGGCAACGGAGAUAAGGUAAAAUAACAAAAUAAAAGGCUUUAAAGAUCAGAGAUAAAAAUAAAAUGAUAUGCAUUUGAUGUAUUCAUCGUGAUGGAAGACCCUGUAACUUCAAUUAAUGAAUUAGUGCAAACAAUACGUUUCAUAUAGACAUUUUUCAAACUAUAAAUGAAAUAUCUCUAAGACAAUGGGCCUUUCUUUUUUUAUAACCCCUCAAAUUAAAUUAGAGAUUAUGUCAAACUUUGACUUUCUCUGGGCUAAGGAACACUUCUCUUAUUUAGGUUUAAAAAUCUCAGAAAAUCCACAAAAUUGGAUGCAAAUUAAUUUGCUUCCAUUGAUUAGAGAAACCAAUAUAAAGUUUAAAACUUGGGCUUAAAAAGAAAUAUCAUGGUGGGGUAAGAUUAAUACCAUCAGGUCUUAUGUUUUACCAAAACUAACAUACAUAUUGAGUUUAAUCCCAAAUUACAUUCCUAUAACUUAGAUUAAACCAAGAACAGGCAGUGAGAGAGCAUUGAUUUUGAGCUCUCACUGCUCAGCUCCCACGUGCGCCGCAGAGUGAUGCCGGGAGCCGGAAUGUGACGUCAUUUUCCGGCUCCCGGCAUCACUGCGGAAAGCUGAGCAGGGAGAGCUUACACUCAGCGCUCCCUCGCCGCGGCCAGUGGACCACAAACAUAUUAAUUAUGGGCCACGAGUUUGACAUCCAUGGAUUAAACUAUUACAAGCCUCCUUUACACAGCUUAUAUGGUCCGACCAAGAAUUCUGAAAAUUUAAAUUUUACAAUGAAAACUGUGCUUUAAACAAUAUUCUAUAAAAUUGGUAUGAAAUCAAAUGAAAGCUAGGUAUAGAACAUUUUUCCAUCUCUUAGAAUAGACUGAUUUAUUACCAGAUAUAAUUUACAUCCAUAGUCUGUAAAAGAUAUUAAUAUGGUUGCUGAUCUAUUCUCUGUAGGACAAAUAAGAACUUUUGAUGAUCUUAAGAGAACAUCACGUUUUUCGAACAAAGACUUUUUUGAUUAUCUAAAAGUUAAAUCUUACAUAAAAAAAAGGUUAAAAUUCCCUUAUGAUCAUGCAAUCUUAUAAUAUUUUGAUCAACUUAUUAAAGGGACACUAUAGUCACAAGAACAACUACAGCUUAUUGAUUUUUUUCUGGUGAGUAGAAUCAUUGCCUUAAGGCUUUUUGCUGUAGACUCUGUCUUUUCAGAGAAAAUGCAGUGUUUACAUUACAGCCUAGUGAUAACUUCACAGGCCACUCCUCAGAUAGCUGUUAGAGAUCCUUCCUGGGUCAUGGCUGCCUAAAAUGCAUCCAAACAUUCAGUAUCUCCUCCCUCUGCAUGCAGACACUGUACUUUCCUCAUAGAGAUACAUUGAUUCAAUUCUUCUCUAUGAGGAGAUGCUGAUUGGCCAGGGCUGUGUUUGAAUCAUGCUGGCUCUGCCUCCUUGUCAGUCUCAGCCAAUCCUAUGGGGAAGCAUUGUGAUUGGAUCAGGCUGCCACUUCUGAUGAUGACAGCAGACAUCUGAGGCAAACAGCAUGCAGGUCUACAGCUUCAUGCUUGAAUACAGUAAGAUUUUGCUAUAUUUAUGGAGGCGUGAGGGGUAAAUUCAUAUACAAACACAAAGAUAAAGCACCGCGCUUACAGUGUUUGUAUAUGAAUUUUGUAUCACUCAGCUAUGUUACAUUGCUGCCAGCCUUCCCACGUUUGUCUUAUUAAGACUUUAUAAGUAUGUAGGGGCAGCACCCCUUCCUGUCUCAUCAGAGAAAUUUGCCUUUUAGCUGAUACCAGCAAGGUGAUUAUUUGUAUGUUAUAGCCCUAUUCAGGGUAAAGUAUGUAGGGGUUUAUAAAAUACCCUUUCAUGUCUCAUUAGAGACGUCUAUACUUUGUCUGAUACCAGCAAAGUUUAUUGAAUGUGUAGAAGCCCUAUAAAGGGUUAAAUGUUAGUGUUUAUAAAACACCCCUUUCUGUCUCACUUUGUCUGAUAUCAGCAAAGUUUAUUGUAUGUGCAGAAGCCCUAUAAAGGGUUAAAUGUUAAAGGGUUUAUAAAAUACCCCUUCCUGUCUCACUGGAGACUCUUGGCUGAUAUCAGCAUAUCUAAUGGCUAGUGUAGGAACUCACCUAUUGAGGCUUGCCUUGACGUGGCUGGUGAGCUUAUAUAUUCAAAUGGCCAUUAGAAUAAAACUAAAGAGCCUCCAUUUUUGUUUAAAUGCACAUGGGGAUUUAGGCCAGAGCGCAGGUAACGUUUUCUUUGUUUUUACUAUGUAUUUUAAGCUGUUGGAUACUAAGCCACUGCUCCUGUAAGCGCGGUGCUUUAUCUUUGUGUUUGCAUAUCAAUACAUACCUACUGAGUGGUUAGCAAUAAAUCUACUCCCACUUAUAAAAGAGACGAAUACAUUAUUUAAAGUAUGGAAAUCUUUUGAAAUUUCAUGGUGGGGGCAGAAUAAAUUCCAUCAAAUCAUUUAUACUCCCUAGGUUCACUUACAUAUUUCGAAUGAUACCUCUGUCAAUACCUUCUCCAUGGCUCAAAAUGAUUCAAUCUGCCUUUUCAAAAUACAUAUGGUUGGAUAAAAGACCACGAUUAGGUUUGCAAUUACUAUCUAAAAAAUUAAAAUAAAGGAGGACUGGGGAUUCCAAUAUACAGGAAUAUGCAAACGCUGCUCUUUUGGCACAUGCAGUAGCAUCACAAAAUAGUAGGGCAAUAAAUGAAAGCUGGUACUGUGAUGGGAUUCCAGCAUGGUCAAAAUUUAGUAGGCCAAAAUCUCCAUGUGGCAUAUGUGUAUGUUGUGUCAGUUGGUUAGCUACAUGUAGCUAGGAUACUGUCAUCAGUGUACUGAGCAUGUGCAGGAAUGCAGGAACUGAAAUUGCACUUAUUUCCUUUGUCUUGGAUGAGCCAUGUGGUUUGACUAGAUGUACAAGUCUAUAUUCUGCUCAUUGAUUGGUUAAAGGUAUAUGUGGGUGUAGCUAUUAAUGGGAGGAGUUAUAGUGCUAUAUAAGGAAUGUACACUAUGUGUUGGUCUCUCAGAAUGUUGGAACAGGAGUUCAUCUGAGACCCGAUCGGUAAUGUGAAUAAAGGCCUGUUACUUCCUGAAGAUCUGUGUCCAAUAUUUCUGUGUUUGGCUUCUGCAUGCUUACACUGCAACAUUUCUGGUGCAAUUGGCCCGGGAACCUCAUUUGCAUGGAAGCUGGCGCAGAGAUUUGAGACGGUAAACUUUUACCAAACCUUCUACGCUACAAUCCUGGACUUCUACUGCGUGGACCUCCUUUCGUCUCGGCGCCACUGGCCUUUUGUCCAGGAGAUCAUCGGCUUCUGCGCAGUGAGUCCCGGAUUGUUCCGUCUAUGAGUGAACCCAGGUCCAGGAAUUAACAGGUAAGAUUGAUACCGUUAGAGCGGUAGACCCACAAGGGGUUUUAUAUUUGGAACCGGUUAUUGGAAUCUGCCCUGUCCUUAUGGAUGGAAGAAGUGAAAAGCGCAACACUUAUUGGUUUGGGUCAGACUGAGUUCUGGUGUAAAUAGCUCAUGUCGGACACCGGUGUCCUGUCUUGACUAGCGUAUCUAGGGUGUAAAUUUUGUUCGCUAGGUCGGGGGGACCGGGAGACUAGCAUACUCUGUUGUAUAUUAUAGUUUGCUAGAUUUCACCCUAUCUUAACUAAGUGUGCUCUGUUGUAAAUCCAGCCACUAGCUUAUUGAUAGUUUAAUAGACUAGCUGGGUACUGUGUAAAUUCUGCCCUCUAGUUCGCUAUACGUGGUGUCUGGGCAGCGAAGAACUUAUCGAAUCUCUGGUGUAUAAAUAGAUCGAAAGCUCUCGAGGUGCUGGCCAGUUAGAAUAGUUGGGAUUAUUGUAAAUGUUGUUAAAUAUAUUGUAGUUGGUGAAUUGGUUAACUUGUAUGUCCUACUAGAAAGUUAGAGCUCUGCUGUCUAGUGGGAGUGUAAAUUGUGUGUAUAACUGUAAAAUAGCGCACGGUACCAUAACUACUGACAUGUACCAUAACCACUGACAUUGUGUAAAAAUUACUAACAAUUGCUGUUUUAUGUUAUAUGUAUAAUACCAUAACUGUUACUAACUGAUCUGUGACUUUAAAACUGUAUUAUAACCACUUACUAACUGUACCAUAACCACUGACUGUAAAGAUGAGGUUACUAGAAUGUGAUAUAGUUGGUUAGUCAAAAGUUGAUUUAUAGUACGGAUAAUUGUAGAGAUGAAUUUGUUGAAAUGUUAUGUGAUCGGUUAGUUUAUAUGGAUUAAUAGCGUGGAUAGUUGUAUGGUUUGAAUAAUAGUUACAUUGAUAAGUGUAUAGUCUUUGGUGGGUUUUUGAUUUAAUUUCGUGUGUGCGACGUCGUGAUAUUGUUGAGCAUGUGAGGAUCCUGUGUGUGUGUUUGGGCCUAGUGACUGCGCAAUGUGUUGCUGGUGAUAAGGAGAUUGGUGUGACUGUUGAAACUGUGUGUAUAUUUGUACAGCUUUUUGAAUCAGACGUUCUGUUGAAAUAAUCUUCUGAUUCACAAGGCUUUGUCUUGUAUGUUUUAAAAAAAAAAAAAAAAAGUAGGGAGUAGCCUGUCCUGGUGGCCGCAUGGCCUCCAUGUAGCAGUCUUCACUUAAAAUUAGUGCAGGGUGUACAUGUGGCUGUAACUAGUAGGCUGGAAUUCUAUGAUCAGUUUCUAUAUAUUGACUGUUGGAAACUGAUUGUUGAAAAACUGCCUUGGUGAAUUAAACUGUGUCAUAUGGGAAACAAUGUAGCCAUAUGGUGGUCAGAACUAAGGACUUAAUUACAACUGCUUUGGACAUCCCCUCCCCCCUGGCAUCUGAUUACCAACCCCCCAAACAUCCUCCAGAGCCAGAUUAGCCACGCCCCUAUUCUUUUUCCCAAGCUAAGAACUGGUAUAUAGUCAGUAUUUGCACUCCCCCUGCUCUACUGUCCCCGCCUACCCACAUACCUAUCUGUUCCUGUGUUUCAAACUCUUGUAUUUCUGUACUACCCCUCCCCCUAAUCAAUGAUCAAUGGUAUCAGAUGGUAUAUUGGUUUUUUUUAGUUACUGGAUGGGCCCCUCCCAGCUUUGUCCAAAAUGUCCCCUUUUACUAAAUUACAAACUGAAAUGUUUAAUUUACCUUAGAACUAAAGAUUUAAUCAGGCCUAGAUAUCAGGGUGGACAGUGAUUAAAAUAAGUAAUAAUAAAAUAGGACAUCAUUAAUUAAAGUCUAUUUGUUUCAUUUGACUUUAGGGAGGCACUCUAAGCCACCUACUGGCCAUCUUUGGGAGUUACAUUGAUAAUACAUUGUUUAUAACAGAUAGAAGUAGGAUUGCUUACCCUAUUUUAAUAUAUUUAUUGCUAUAAGGUUUUAUUUUAUGUAUAAAUAUAUUAAAAGUUGAGUUUUCUUAUUAGACCCAUAAAGAUUAUUUUGAUACAAUUACCCUCUGGUGACACCUACUGGUAGGUUUUUGGUUUAACACUUUAAACAAAAACGUUUUUUCAUCCACCAAAUGCCGACUAAUAAAAUUAGCUCACCCCCUUACACCUAUCUUACUACUCCUAGACUGGAACCUAUUAUUGAGCAGCCUUGCCGAAGUCCCAUAUUAGAGACUGCUUGAGUCAAAUAGGUUGUAUACUCCCUUUAAUCCAGAGGCUCCUGAGAAUUCUAGGAUGAUUAAUUCAGCAUUUGUCAGCCAGGCCCAAGGUGAUAUUAAAAGGAAAUUACAAAAAUUAGAUGGAUUUGCAGGGAUGUCCAUAUUACAGCUAAUGGAGAUUGCAAAUACAGUAUAUAUGAAUAGGGAGACGGAGGAAGAACGUAAAAUGAGGAAAAAGGCAGAUAUGCUAGCGGUAGCUAUCUUAAGUGUAGAAAGACAGGGAAGUGAAUAGAGGAGACGAGAAUAGGCUGAGCAAGGGACCUUUAAGUAGGAAUUAAUGUGCGUAUUGUAGAAAGGAGGGACAUUGGAAGAGUGAGUGUCCACAGAGAAAGCAGUAUGAAGGUGAUAGACAAGGAGAGAGAAGGGUACGAGGAGGUUAUAGUGGUAGUUAUAGAGUAAGAGGAAGUUUUAGAGGGAAUGGUGGGAAUAGUAGAGGAAGUGUUCAAGGAGACAGAUACUAUCUACCCACGCAGAGACCUAGAGAAAGAGAGGAUAGAGAUUUUGCGGGUCUGGCUGACACUAUCAUGGAAGACUAUUGAUACCGACUGGGCUCCAUCCCACUUGGUCGAGCGGAGCCUAUGGUCGAUGUAGCAAUAGGGGGAAAGAGAAGUUCUUUCAUGAUCGACACAGGUGCUGAACAUUCUGUGGUGACUAAGAUGGUGGCUCCGCCUUCGGGGAAGACUAUAACUGUGAUAGGAGCUACUGGGAGAAGUGCAGCUAGACCGGUUCUUAAGAGUCGCACUUGUAUUCUGGGAGGCCAUGUGGUGAAGCAUUAGUUCCUAUAUAUGCCAGAGUGUCCGAUUCAACUUUUAGGACGAGAUCUAUUAUCGAAGCUUUAAGCUCAGAUAACCUUUUACCUAAUGGAUCAACAUCUCUGAAGUUUAAGGGGUUACCAGGCAUAAUGGCGAUAUCGGUGCCAAGGGAAGAAGAAUGACGCUUCUAUUCCAUAGUGACAAGUGUUAACCCUAAGAGUGAUGAAUCCUUACUUGACAUUCCAGGAGUAUGGGAAGAAAAUAAUCCUCCAGGACUUGCUCAUAAUAUCCCACCAAUACAUAUUGAGUUAAAGCUCGGGGUGUAUCCUGUUAGCCUUUGUAUGUUGUUCUUUUAUCUACCCCAACAGCUGUAAAGGUGGCGGAAGUGACUCCUUGGAUUCAUCAUUCUAAGGUUAAACCAGCGGCAGACUCUUGGCAAGCUACUCCAGAUCCUGAGAAUCCUUGCAGGACCCGGUUGAAGCGUGCAACUCAGUCGGAGUGACGAGGGGAUAUCGAGACAUUCUAGUUAAAAGUCUACAAAGAUCAUCAAGUAGGUGUUUUGACGGCCAUAAUAAAGCCUGACCACCUGCCUACGUGUCAUAGCCAGAGUAUCUUGAAGGGAUCUCUGUGAAGGAAAGUGAGGAUCAGAAGAACAACAUCCUUGCAGCCCUCACAAUCGGGAAGCUGAGAGGCCAUCGCACGGUUGAAGAAAAAUGAGGAUUUCAGGAAUAAUGUGUUUUAUUGUGUCUUAGUAUUUUUAUGAUUUUUCAGGAAGGUAGGAGUACAGACAUACCGAAUUGCGAUAGUUGCAUUAAGACUACUAAAACAGGUAACCAAAUAUCCCAAACUCUCAUCUGGCACUCAUAGUAUGAAUGUAAGGGAUCUGUAUCUAAAUGUAGAUAUUUGGAUAUUGAUUAUAGUGUGUGCAAGCCAAUAUCAGGAGAGUCUAAAUGUUUUGAUCCCCAAUUCCAACCCCGUACAAUUUGGUUGGUAAUUCGGAAUAGUAACUCCCAGGGGACAUUAAUAAAUAGGACUGUGAUAAGCACCAUACAUUCCACGGGUAUUCUACUAUUUGAUGCAUGUAAGGCGAUUUCGGGUAGUGGAAGACUUUGGAAUGUAUGUGGUAAUCUUAAAUGGGAACGAACUUAUGGGUUUAAUGAUAAAUACUUAUGUCCCAGUAAAAGAUCUACUGAUCCUGAUUGCCCAAAUAGAGACUAACUUCUGCCCCUAUUGGUCAUGUGUAGGUUGGGCAACCUGGGAAAAACAGUGGAUCAAGAUAUGAUUAUCCAAAGGUUGCCUACCACACCAUACUGUAAAACUAUGUGUGUAACCCCGUUCACAUGACCAUUUCCAAUCUGCAGUACUUUAUUGACAGGUUUGGAGGUCUGUUUGGGUUCCAAAUAUAUGGCACAGGAGUAGAUUCAGGAACAAUAAUAUAUGUAGGUCUUGAAACUGAGACAGUGGCAACUCAAACUCAUCAGGUUUCUCAUUCCUUCUAUGAGGAGAUGAGUAUUGAGGAUAAAAUUCCCCAUAAUGUUAACAACCUAUUUAUUGAUUUGGCUGAGGGUAUUGCAGGUAGUCUUAAUGUAACUAAUUGCUAUGUGUGUGGAGGUACUAAUAUGGGAGACCAGUGGCCAUGGGAGGCAAAGGAAAUAUGGUACCCUGGCUCUGAGACAUAUGAACAACAGAUACCUUUCCAGUCUGAUCAUCAAGUAAGUACUAGAAGUAAAUUGGAAUGGUGGUUAAAAACCUCCAUUAUAGGUCAUGUUUGUAUAGCCAGGAAAGGGACAAUGUAUAACACGUCUGUAGGUGAGCUAACUUGCUUGGGACAAAAAGCCUAUAAUGUUAAUACUAAAAAUACUACUUGGUGGUCAGCUUCAAAUGUCUCGGAACCUACUAAUCCGUUUGCCAAUUACACUCAUUUAAAGGAGGUAUGGUUUGACUUAUCGGCUACAUCUAGUUGGAAAGCCCCAGCAAAUUUAUACUGGAUUUGUGGUAAGAAAACUUAUUCGGAGUUACCACAAGAUUGGGAAGGGGCAUGUGUAUUAGGUAUGCCAAAGCCAUCCUUCUUCUUGUUGCCAAUCGAAACAGGAGAGACCUUGGGAGUUAAGGUUUACGAUGUAAAUCAUAAAAGGGAGAGAGCAUCCUUGAAUAUAGGUAGCUGGGAAGAUAAUGAGUGGCCCCCUCAACGUAUUAUUAAUUAUUAUGGACCUGCUACUUGGGCAGAAGAUGGCACUUAUGGAUAUAGAACUCCGAUUAUAUAUGCUCAACCGCAUUAUUAGACUACAGGCGGUAGUUGAGAUUAUUACUAAUGAGACAGCUCAAGUGCUUAAUCUUCUAGCUAAGCAAAAUACCAAGAUGUGAUCAGCCAUAUACCAGAAUAGGCUAGCCCUUGAUUACUUACUAGCAGUAGAAGGAGGUGUAUGCGGAAAGUUUAAUCUAAGUAACUGUUGUCUGCACAUAGAUGAUGAAGGGCAGGCAGUGGCUGAACUUACAAGCCACAUGGUUAAAUUUGAGCAUGUACCUACUCAGGUCUGGAAUGGGUAUAACCUAAGUAGUUGGUUUGGAAGUUGGUAUGAGCAGCUUGGAGGAAUUAAGACAUUAGUAGGAGGAGUAGAAUUUAUUAUAUAUUUUUUUUUGUGCCUCCUCCUGCCCUGUCUAAUUCCAUUAGUGGUAAGGUCCCUACGUAGUAUUAUAGAGAGUACUAUAGAGAGAAAGACAGCGGCUCAUGUAAUGGCUGUCUGGAAGAUAUGAUCCCCUAGCCCGAAGAGAAUAUAUUCAGGAUGAAGAAUGUUGAAGGAGUUUUUAAGAUGCUUACAAGGUCUACUUUGGUUCAAUGGCUACUUGAGAGAUGUAGGUAAAACUGUGAUUGGUGAUGCAUCUGGAAUAAUGUUCUAUCAGAGGCAUCAAAGGGGGGAAUGUGAUGGGAUUCCAGCAUGGUCAAAAUUUAGUAGGCCAAAAUCUCCAUGUGGCAUAUGUGUAUGUUGUGUCAGUUGGUUAGCUACAUGUAGCUAGGAUACUGUCAUCAGUGUACUGAGCAUGUGCAGGAAUGCAGGAACUGAAAUUGCACUUAUUUCCUUUGUCUUGGAUGAGCCAUGUGGUUUGACUAGAUGUACAAGUCUAUAUUCUGCUCAUUGAUUGGUUAAAGGUAUAUGUGGGUGUAGCUAUUAAUGGGAGGAGUUAUAGUGCUAUAUAAGGAAUGUACACUAUGUGUUGGUCUCUCAGAAUGUUGGAACAGGAGUUCAUCUGAGACCCGAUCGGUAAUGUGAAUAAAGGCCUGUUACUUCCUGAAGACCUGUGUCCAAUAUUUCUGUGUUUGGCUUCUGCAUGCUUACACUGCAACAGUACGAAAUAGAAAUAAAUGAGACUGGGACUCAAGAUAUGUUGUUGUGCUGAUCAGACAAACUGAAAAAGAAACACUCCCUUCAGCCAUUAAAAGAUUGGAAAAUGAACUUCAAAUUCAGAUUGAUACAAACGAAUGGAACAAAUCCUUAGACAUUUUUUAUAAAACAGUACAUUGUUUGAACCUCAAUGAGGUCCAAUUUAAAUCAAUAAAUCGUUGGUAUAGAGUCCCUUCAACUCUUAGUAAGAUGUAUCCUAAUGUUUCCCCAAAAUGCUGGAGAUGCGGUUUACUAAAAGGUGACUUUGUUCACAUCAGGUGAAACUGAUAAACUCCCUCUAGCCCUACGGUUAACACAAUUGUUUGGGUCUGAGUGGAAAUUGAACUCUGAAAAGGCUCUUUUACAUUUAAAUUUUCCCAAACAAAAAAAGAUGGAAUCUUACAUAUCCUGACAGCAACUAAAUUAUUAUUAGCAAGAAACUGGAUGUCAAACAAAGGUCCAACCUGGCUUGAAAUUAAAGCUCAGAUACUUACACAAUAUACCACAGAAAGGGGGGGUGGUAAGUCAAUCUAACUGGAAUCGGAUAGAAUUAAAUUUUUUGAAAAACUGGCUAGAUAUUUUAGAUAAAGAUUAACCCUCGAUACAACUGAAUCCAAAGCUUAAUACACUCAGUCAAAAUUCUCCUAUAAAGAGGAAAAUCAUAAGGAUAUAGUCCUCAAUGCAAUAAAAUAAAAUUAUAUUCUCAAUCGCCUAUCAUUCGUGUUUCCACAUGAUCCGCCAAUUCUUUUUUUUUUUUUUUGUCUAUGUCUAUUGUGGUAUGUAUUUAUAUACUUGUAUGUUCAUAUCACUCUAUUAACCAAAGGGAAAAUAAGAGGAGGGGAAUGAGGAUAAAAGAAAUGAGGAAAGAAAAAACGUAUAAGAACAUGUAUUUGUAUACCCAUACAUACGUAUUGUAUACCUAUAUGUAAUGAUAUUUAAUUCAUUGUUAAAGGGACACUAUAGUCACCUGAACAACUACAGCUUAAUGUAGUUGUUCAGGUGAGAUCUAUAGCUCCCUGCAGGCAAUCUAAUGUAAACACUGUAUUUUCAUAGAAAAUACAGUGUUUACAUUUAUUUAUAGGAAUACCUCCAGUGGCCAUCACUCAGACUGCCACCAGAGAGACUUCCUAUCAUGUAUGGCCCUAAAAAGGCCAUUUACACGUCAGACGUAUUAAAAUACGUCUGACGUGUGCAGGAGAGAGAAGGCACUGUGUGCUCGCCUUCUCUCUCCUGCCUGUCAGCAGAGGAGAGGGGGCGGGCAAAGACCGCGAGCUGAGCUGUCAGUCAGCUCAGCUCGCGGCCGCGCACUCGCGCGGUAGUGCACUCAGGACUUCAUAUAUGAAGUGUAGUGAGCAAUGACGCUUCCAAAUGGAAGCGUCUGAGUGCUCCCUGCUCGCGCCCGCCUAUUUUGUCAUUUUGACGAAAUAGGGGGCGCGGCUUCGAGGCUCCCGGCGCUGGAACCAGGUGGGUAAAAAGGGCUGCCUGGAGAGUCCCUUUAAUGAUUGAUUGUCUAAAUAAAAAAAUAAACACACAACAUCUCUCCUGCCUGCAGAAACAGCAAUCUGCAAAUCUACCUGAGUAUGCAAAUUAGCAUUCCUUGCUAUUCAGGUAGUGCAUACAGCCAUUGCUAGAUCCUUACAGCCAACAGGUGACGCUGUUCAGGCUCCACAGUCAAAUCCACGUAGUUGAUUGCAAGCAUUAGCAAGACAGGAGAACACACUAACAUUUAAAUCUAAACAAUUACAUUAAACACACCCUUCACCCACAAUGGGCACAGGGUGACUUUAAACAUAGAAGUCGUCCAGGGAUCUAAUUGAAGUGUUCAUCUUAUGCUCCCAGUGAUGGUGACUACAGUCACCAUUCAAAUGAAACAAAAACAAAACGUAGUCCAAUUAAAAUGACAAGUUGAUUUUUUUUAAAGAUCUAGAUUUAAAGAUUUUAACAUUGACUCCUGAGAAAUUUAUUUUUCAUAUGAACAUUAAAGGACCACUCUAGGCACCCAGACCACUUCAGCUUAAUGAAGUGGUCUGGGUGCCAGGUCCAGCUAGGGUUAACCCAUUUUUUUUAUAAACAAGCAGUUUCAGAGAAACUGCUAUGUUUAUGAAUGGGUUAAGCCUUCCCCCUAAUCCUCUAGUGGCUGUCUCAUUGACAGCCACUAGAGGCGCUUGCGUGCUUCUCACUGUGAUUUUCACAGUGAGAGCACGCCAGCGUCCAUAGGAAAGCAUUGUAAAUGCUUUCCUAUGCGACGGGCUGAAUGCGCACGCAGCUCUUGCCGCGCGUGCGCAUUCAGCCCAAGAGGAGGAGAGGAGGCAGAGAGCUCUCCGCCCAGCGCUGGAAAAAGGUAAGUUUUUACCCCUUACCCCUUACCCCUUUCCAGAGCCGGGCGGGAGGGGGACCCUGAGGGUGGGGGCACCCUCAGGGCACUAUAGUGCCAGGAAAACGAGUUUGUUUUCCUGGCACUAUAGUGGUCCUUUAAUGGUUUAAUGAAAUUAGAAAAAUAUCUAAAAUAAACAUACUAAUGACAGUUAAGAUCUGCCUAUCAAAAUAUUGGAAGACUACAAUUAUUCCUCAGGUCACUGAAAUCCUAACUCAAAUUAAUGAUCAAGGAAUUAUGGAAAAGGCGUUCUUUUUCAAUAACAGUAAUAUCCCAAAGUAUAAUAAAAUUUGGUCUAAAUGAUUUGAAUAUUAUAAAAAGGAAAAUUGACCCACAACGAACGAACUAGCUGGGCAUAGAUAGAAAUUUUGUGGAUGCACCUUGUUCCUUGUGUUCGACCUCAACUAUCAGAUGGCCGCCUUUCUUAACACUUCCCCCAGUGCGCAAUUUGAUCAUCCUCUCUGACAAACUACUAGUCAAGUACAACUAACUUAGGAUGUUUUCUUUUUUUUUUUUCUGUGAGUAUCUGUAAUCUGAUUACUAACAUGGUAUAUGGCAAUGUGCUAUUUUAGAGUACUGAUAAAUAUAGUGAACCCUUAAUGACGAGUGAUGGACAAAGUCCGUCACUCAGGGAAUUGCCAUAAUGACGAGUGACGGACCCGAUAGUGCUACCCAGCACAUGUGCUCACUCUGACAGCAUGUCAGAGCAAGCACAUGUGCUUAGUAUACUUGCCUUCUGCCUCCCUGCACUUCCUGGUUCUGUGUGAAGUGCAGGGAUACGGAUCAGUGAUGAUCCUGCCCCCUGUUAAAAAAAAUAGUUUAUUUAAAAUCCCACCCCCCUUUACUCAUUUUAAUUAAAAAUGAACCCCUUCCCUGCCAAUUGAUCACUGACUACAGUGAUCAAUUGGCAGGGAUUACAUUUUACUGUCAUCUGAUUUUUUUAGUUUUUAAACCCCUGAGGGUAAAUUCUUUUUUUUUUUUAACCCUCAGGGGUUAAAUUUAUUUAAUUAAUUAAAAUAUUUUAACAUUAUAUGUUUAGCUAGCUUGGGUGAGUGGAAGUUAGCUGGUAAUUGGGGGAUUUGGUGUUAGGCUAAAAAAAGUUUUAAAAUAAACUUUAAAAAGUAAAAAAUUAAGCUAAAAAAAAAGUUGUAAUAACGUUUAAGUAAAAAAUAACCCCCCCCCCUUACCCAGUUCAAAUAAAAAUUAACCCCUUCCCUGCCAGUCACUCACUGCCUACAGUGAUCAAAAUACAGAUCACAGUAUUAUACUGUGAUCUAAUUUUUUUUAACCCCUGAGGAUUAACUUUUAUUUAUUUUUUAACCCUCAGGGGUUCAAUUUAUUUAAUUAAUUUAAAUAUUUUAUAAUUAUAUAUUUUGCUAGCUGGGGUGGGUGGGAGUUAUGGGAAAAUGGGGAAUUUACUGUUAGUGCUGCUUACUGCUAGUUAGGGGUUAACGGUAAAAAAAAAAACUUAGAAAAAUGUUAAAUCUGUAAAAGUUUUAAGAAAGUUUAAAAAAAUUAAUAAGCAAAACAAAAGUUUAAAAACUAGUUUUUAAAAGUAAAAAAGUUUCAAAAAGUAAAAAAAAUACAUUUAAAACCACGCAUUACCACUACACCUGGAACAAACUAGAGGAAAAAUGAUCCCACGCUAAGGUUCAAAAUAUGCCUUUUGAAUUACCCCAGGGUGUAUUCUUUAUUAAAUAGUAUGUGUUUGUGGGGAAGUUUCAAUAACCAACCGUCUAAACUACUCCAAAUUGGAACAUGGACACAGUGUAAAACUUCAAAGUUAGAAAAAAAACUGGCUGCAUCUCAAAUGCGCCCCUUCAACAUCCACAUAUACCUGGCAAAGGUACAUACGGUGGUAUUGCUGUACUCAGACGACAUAGCUGAGCAACAUAUGAAGUAUUAUACAGUCGUAGCACACAUAAGGUUUGCAAAAUAUACUGUGUAAACUCACUUUGUGUGUCAGAAAGGCAGAAAAAACACUUAUUACCACUACACUUGGUACAAGCUAGCGGAAAAAUGAACCCACGCCAAGGUUCAAAAUAUGCCUUUUGAAAUACCCUGGGAUGUCUUCUUUAAGAAAUGGUAUGGCUUUAUGGGGUAUUUGGAUUUUAUAGCCUGGUAAAAUGCUCUAUAAUGAUUAAUGGUCACAGUGUAAAAAUUUAAAGUUUGAAAAAAACUGGAGUGGCUGUGUCCCAAAUGUGCUCCUCCGAUGUCCACAUAUACCCUGGGAUGUCUUCUUUAAGAAAUGGUAGGCCUUUGUGGGGUAGUUUGAACUUAAACCCUGCUAAGAUGCUUGAAAAUUGCACAUAGGCCCAGCGUCAAAAUUCAAAGUUCGGUAAAAACUGAUAUGGCUUGGUCUCCUAUAUGGCACUGUAGCUUCACGAAAUAGUGCCAAAGACAUUCAUUGGGGGUGUCUUUUUACUCAGAAGAAUUAGCCGAGCGUAAUUCGGGGAGUUUGAACUUAGUGGCACAUGUGAAAUAUACAAAAUGCCCAGCAAAAAUGCAAUCCAUAUGUAAAAAACACACAAAAUUAUUUUUUAUCACAUACUUUAGCAUAUAUUGGUGAAAAAAUGGGGGCAUGUUAAGGCACAAUAUGCACCUUAUGAGAUACCCUGGAGUGUCUACUUUAACAAAUGGUAGGCUUUUGUGGUUUUUUUUUGAACAGUUAAACUGGUAUAAUACCCCAAAUGGAAGCAUGGGCUCAUUAAAUCUGUCUCUCAAAAUUCUACUGUGAAUACUGAAAAGGACAGGUCUCCUAUAUGGCACUGUAGCUUCACGAAAUAGUGCCAAAGACAUACAAUGGGGGUGUCAUUUUACUCAGAAGACUUAGUUGAGCAUAAUUUGGGGGGUUUGAACUUAGUGGCACAUGUGAAAUAUACAAAAUGCCCAGCAAAAAUGCAAUUCAUGUGUAAAAAACGCACAAAAUUAUUUUUUACCACAUACAAUGGGGGUGUCCUUUUACUCAGCAGAUGUAACAGAACACAAAAAUAAAACUUUGUACAGGAAUAGCACACGCCAACUUUACAAAAUACACAUGAGAAUUUCUUUGUUAUAAGUUUGUGUGCCAAAAAACAAAAAAACACAAUUUUACUCCAAUAUUUAGCAGAGGUUGGCGGUAAAAUGGCUACGUAGAAAUUGUCAAAACAACCCUAGGUAAAUAGUCUGUGAUGUGUACUUUAUAUAAAUAUAUACUUUUGUGUGGCAAUUUUGUUUUCUUUUAUGGCUAUUAAGCUUACAAGACAAACAUACUAAAUUCUAAAAUCGCUCCACAUUAAAAGUUUAUUUUAUUCCUUGUGCUUUGUGACCUGUAACUACCAAAAAAAACUUAAAAUCCCAGACACAUUAUACAUUCUGUAAACUAAAUGAAUUUAUUUUUAAUUACUUUUUUUAACCUGCACUAAUUAUGCACACAUUAUUGCAAAAACUGUAAAAAAAAAACAACAAAACAUUUCAUAUUUUUUGCAUUUUUCUGUAUUUUUUUUAUAAAAAAUAAGCAUAAAUAUAUAUCAGAUCCUGACGAAAGUUCUACAUAGGAACUGAAACGUUGAUAUUUUGUGGCUGUCGCUAAAUAAAGCGAAGUUAUUUUUUUCACCAUAUUUAUGAAGUCCUGGGAGUGCUAUUAUCCACCAAUUUUGUUCUAUAUAUAUAUAUAUAUAUAUAUAUAUAUUUGUCUUACAUCAAAUUAAAGCCCUUUCUGUCCUUUAAAAAAUGAUGUAUAAUAUGUGUCUGUGCAAUAAAUUCGUAAAAUGCAUAUUGCAGUUGAACGCAAACAGCAAAAAAUGAAAGAAAUGCUGUUGUCAUUAAGUGAAAGACAAGCUUCUGAAGCUCUGUCCUUAAGGGAUUAAUAUGUUAGAUUGAGGGAACUCACUAUUUACAGUUUAUUCCUAUUUUAUCAAGAAGUUUUCAAUAUUAUUUGUCUAAUGCCAUUUAAUUCAUACAUAAUUAUAUCAUGUCUUUGUCAGAAAGCUAAACUGGUGAAACCUAUGAAACCUUACCUCGCAAUCAUAUUUAUGACUACUGGGUCUAAUUAUAUUAUAUGUAUGCACUUUAUUAUGUCUUGUUUAUAUCAGUGGUUUGAUAUGAAACUUUAUUGUUCAUUGAUAAUUUUACUGACGUCUUGUUAUACUGAAAUACAAUAAAAAUCAUUUAUAAAACAAAAUAAAAUGGCAAGUUGAUUUUUAAAGUAGCACUGUUACUUGUUGGCUCCUCUACUUUAUCAGAGAAUCCCCCAAGGUGACAUGUCACCUAUGGUGAAUUAAAGAAUUGUUUGCCUAAAGUGGCUCCAUCUUCAGCACCUGAUGGCUUUAUCAGCCGUCUUUUGCGAGUUAUGUGCAAAAAUACUUGUUCCCAUUAGCGGUCAGAAAUCAUGGCUGUUGGGAUAUGGCAAGAAGUGGCAGCACAAAGUUUAAAUGGGCUUUUAUGAAGAUUCUCAUUGAUCAAAAUCCAUGCAAAACUGUUAAAGGAACGCUAUAGACACCAUAACCACUUGAAGACACUAUUUCCAAUUAGUGAUUUUAGUGCUUGUAGUCCGUGGGUGCAGGGUCCCACAUCACUGCUAAACAGUUACUCACCGUUUAGUAGAGCUGUUCAGGCCCCUGGCAGCUUGCAACCUGGUCUCCAACUACUCUAUGGUGGAAGUGCCAAUUCAUACCAGGGACUGGAGUAUUGAUUGGCUCAGACGCUCCAACCCUAUCACUGCCACUACCCCUAUGCUUGGAGUGUUGAAGAGCAUUGCCCUAUCUUCACCAUUUUGUCAUUGGGGGAGCGAAGCUGAAAAGUGUAUACCCUGUGUUCCACUGACCGAUAUGGCUAUUGCAGCCUGAUAGGAGUUGCUUCCCCACUCCCUCCUCUCACUUACUAUAGUCCACGAAAAACGAACGAGGUUGUUGGAGAGACACACGAAUGGUGGUGAUGGCUGAAUUUCAACUGGGAUGCCGUCAGACAUUUCUGCCCCAGGUACCAUAUACAAUAGGUUCGCCUCUGGCUGAUCAUAGUUAAUCGAAAUAGGUUUUCCAUUUUGUAAUAAAUCCUUACAGAAUUCAUUGUUAUGGUAAAAUAAACUGUUAUUCCUUAAGGGAAUAAACCGUAGCCUGAUCCUCACUAGCUGGACAUUUUUAUAAUUGUACUCUUAUGAUGUAUUUUAUUUUAGAUAAAUUAGAUCUAAUAAACCAAAUUAAUGAAGCUGUCUUGUAUUUUUGUAGUUGCAGGAGCAGCUUUUAGCCUGAACUGUCAGUUGAAUAAUUUGAAGCCAUUGGCAUUUAGCACUGAGAACAUCCUCGCCCGUGAAGGAGAGAACUGGAACCUGAUUGUGUUGGGUGACAUGUUUUAUGAUGAGAAGCUUGCAGACCACCUCCAUCUCUGGCUCAGACACUGCAUUGCCAAGCACAAGACUCAAGUUCUCAUCGGAGACCCAGGGAGAUUUCAGUUUGUGAGUCACCCUAUCCAAAAGCAGCUGAAAAAAAUGGCAGAAUAUUCUCUACCAGAACGCGUCCAACAAGAAAAUUAUGGUCUGUCUACCACUGCUGUUUGGUGCUAUGAACCUUGAAUGUAUACACUGUGGUAGGUGAAAGCAAAUCGGUUUCUGUGUAACUGGGGAUGAGUGCGUGUAUGUCUUUAAUUUCAAUACACAUUUUAACAUAGACAGGGUUAUUCGCUAAAGAAAGAAUUGUUGGUAAUUCAAAGUGAAUAUCAAAUUUAAGGCCAAACUAGUCUGAGUCAGCUAUACGUCAAGUUUGGCUACUGUGUCCUGACAUUUUUAAAAUUCUAUUUGAAUUUUCAGUAAUUGUCACUUUAGUGAAUAACCCAGUUAGGUCUACACUGCUACAUUUUGCUGGCCUCUUUAGCAUUUUUUUAUUUUUUUUUAAAGGAUCACAUGUGUCUUAUUAUAAAUGUCUUUUCAUAUUAAGGCAAAAAACAGGUUUAAACAUGCUUGUAAAAAGUAUAUGAAUUAAAAGGUAUACAAAUCAUCAUUUUAUAUAAUGCUGUUGUAAGAAACCAUGUCUUUUUGGAGAAAAAAGGUAUUGAGAGAAGCAAUGAGAAAACAAGUUCAAUGAAACCAUGUGAAAUCAAAACUGUAUUUUGAGUUGUUGUUUGAUGUACUUGGAAUAUGGCUUUAAGCUGUUGCAAAUAUAUAUAAAAAAAGCAAAUAUUAUUUUACUUAUUACUCUCAUCAUUCUUCCAGAUUCUUAAAGGCCAAUGUGUAAAGGGCCACGCUGUACUUAAAUAUAGAUAUGUCCGUGUUUAAACAUAUAUUUGUUUUUGUAAUCCAAUGUAGGAUACAUUUAUAUAUUUUAAAAUUGAACAAUUACUUUUACACCAUGGAAUAAAACAUUGAAAAUCAC
This is a messenger RNA of Pelobates cultripes (western spadefoot toad), 79450 nucleotides long. Lineage: Eukaryota; Metazoa; Chordata; Amphibia; Anura; Pelobatidae. The record is from the annotation of a GenBank genome assembly.